UGACAGCGGUGGCUACAGUGGACCGUCCCUCCCAGAAAGACACCAACCAACGCCGCCUCCUGCUCCUCCUGCCUCGACGUCUGCGGGCCGUCCGUGGGAGAACAGUCUGGGCUUCUUCUCGCGUUGGACACCGCCUCAUCACUUAGCGGGUAAGCAGGUUUCAUACUCUUCAUCAUCUGCAGUCCGCUGGGUUCACAUAGCUUCUCCACCAGCGCUAACAGUGUUGGUAACACCCCCCUUUAUUAACCGAGGUUCAUUGAAAUUCUGCUGCUCGUUUGCCUUUUCUGUCCAGAAGCAGUGAAGGAAAACCCUACACAUUUAUGCUCAGACAACGUGACUGCAAGCCACGGGCGAAAGGGGCUGCUCCAUACCUGAACGAAGCAGCAGGAGCAAACGAGGCUGCACAUGACCGGCUGAAGAGACCAGCGAUGCUUCAAGAUUUCAACAAGAAACACAACCUGCUCAGCAAGGUGAGCUUUUGCAGAUAUACAUUUUAAUAGCAGAUCUGUUCCAGCGAGGGGAUUAGGGAGACAGCUGGGUUGAUUGUGGUGUUGUAGGGGUAAGGAUGAAGAGGCAAGCAUCAGCCUCCUCCUCCUUCAGUGUGUGCCGCUAGUGUCGGAGGCCAUUGGCUCUGUGCAUCCCCCCCUGCCCGAAUGGAGAUGCUUUGUAGACGGUGACCCGUCUCACAAUGCCCGCCUUUCUUCACGUCUUUCCCCGUAGGCGUUAUGAGUUACACAAACCACGUUGAGCAGGUUGUAUUGUGUGUAGUUUGAUUUUUGUAUAUAUUUUUUUCUCAUUUUGACAUUUGUUAAUAAAUUUAGUAUACUCUUAAUAAGCGUCUAAUGAAACUUGUUUAACUUUUACUUCUUUCAAACGCUUGGUUUUAGUCCUGUAAUUAUUGGGAUUACCUAAAAGUACCAUUUUUUAUUGAUAUCAGUCAAAGGUAAGAUCCAAAGAGCUCUCAAAAGUAUUUGGGUGUGCACACAUAGACAUUAAUUCUCAAAAACAAUUCUAAAAGUAUUCAAAUGUGGAAGAUGAACACACAUAGCUAUCAACAAAAGGAAAAACAGAUGGUAUGUGGCUGUUUAAAACAGAAAGUGACCAAAGGAAAAAAAAAACAUGCUUUUAUUAUCUAUUUUAUUUCAGUUGCGUAAACUCACAAUGCAGUUUCAUGGCGUUUUUUUUUACAAAGGAUGAUAAGCUGAAUGGGCACCUCAGCGAGUUUGGGAACUUUCUCUCACCUGAGUUGUCCUUGAGACCACUCUUACUGCCUGUACUUUUUUGAAACAUCAAACAUUUUUGAAGUCAUAUUUUGUCCAGAGAACAGCAAGGGCAAGUGAACCCUGUUAAUUUUUGACAGCUUAGUAACGUGCGUUCCUAGAAAUGCAGUCAGUGUACAAUAAACAUGUCACUGGCUGUCAGAAUCAAGUCGCCUAAAUCAUUUUGACAUUUUCCUCCCAAAGACAUUAAAUGCAGUGACUUGGCUAGAGCUUGACAUUUAAGCAUACUUUCCUUCUUUUUUUCCUAUUUCCUUCUCCCCUCCUCCUUUCUCCUAUCCUUAUCUCUCCUUUCUCCUAUCUUUCCCAAGUGACCUCUCCACACCCCUGUGUGCUGUUUUCCUUCUCCUCCAUCACCAAAUCUGCGCUUUACUUCCUCUGUCUUCUUCUUCCCUUCUUUGCCCCCUUGACACCCAUCUGCCCUUCUCCCCUCACUGCUCCACUUCUACCUUCCUUUAUGUCCUCUCAACUGCUUCAUUCAUCCCUCCGCGGCUCUCCUUUCCCCUCCAUCGAUUUGCCUGGAGGUGUUGCUAUGAGACAAGAGCAGUCGGAGUCCUGUGAAGGAUUGAGUAGAUGGAGGGGCACAAGGAGGCUCUUCUUUCAUCUCUUCAGGUUAGGUUGCGUGUUCUGAGUCUGUAGUAAAUGGUAAGCUGUAGGUGAGAUGGUAGGCUCCCUUACAUUUUAAUUUGAAUGCAAUUUGUAUUCUACGCUGGUAAGGCUGCUUAAUUAAUCUACUUUUUCUGAUCUCAUUAAAAUUACAAGUCACAACCCAUCUGUAACAUAGGUAUGAUGAAAUCAGUACACUUAUAUGCUUCUCACAUCUCAAGGAUAAGCUGCAGUUCAUGCUAAAGUUUUUAUUGCCACUCAGAACACAGACCUAUAAGAAAGGAGUUUGCACUUUGAUCUGAUGAAAACAAGCAAUAUGUCGAUGUAUUUUAUCACACAGCAUGACUUUUGACAUUUUAGUUCCUCUUUGAUUGUGAUUGUGCCAAGCAGAUGAUUUUUUCCCGAAUACAUAGUUGCAUGAAAGCUAAAACAUUAAUAAUAACUUAUAGAUGAUCACAAAUUAUUUAACAGUAAGCACAUUUUUUACUUAAAAGGGGAUGCUAGUCUGCUUCAUCAGGACUGUAGGGGUAUGUUUUUUAAAAAAUUAUGACAGAAUACCAAACAACCCACUUAUCUCCACCAUAUUACUAAAAACAAACUCUAAAUUGGUCGCAUUUUGAAUAGUGAAGAAGAAAGCAGGGAAAGAGAAAUGCAAUAAUCGUUCAUUUAACAUAUUUAAAAAUUAAGUAUAACUGAUCCAAAGAAAAAGUUCAGUUAAUGCGGAACAGUUAAUCUGGUGAAAAAACAGGGAUUAUAAAAUGUAAUGUUUAACUUGCUGUAUGAUUGUUUAGGAUAGCGGCAGAUAAGUGACCACCUGACCCCCUCUAUCAACAAAGGAACUUAUCAACAGCCGCCAUAAGGUGUGUUAAUGAGUCACCUCUCCCAGUGUGAUUAUCCGUCCAUCUAAAAUGACAUCUUUCUCAAUUCAGCCUUCUGUGAUACCAUAUGGACACAUUUCACGAAGACAACACUCUUAGCACUUCAUCCUCAGAAAAUCCAUGGGCUUACAUGUUAAGAGGGUCAUUCUCAUGCUAGUUCAGCAAUCUCACAGAAGGUGUCAUAACCUUCAGCCUUGCCUUCUGGUUAUGUCAUGUAAGCAAGAUAAACAGGAUUAUCAGCAGUGUCACCCAAGGGAGUUAAGUUACCAGAAACAGAUACAUUAUCUGAAAUCUACAGCAUGCAAUGUUAUUAUGGUCUUGGUCUUGGUGGCAGAGAAACUUCUAUUUUAACCCACCUUACAUCUUUGAGGCUCUAAGUGAAAGAAAACUGCCUUCAUCUCACAUUGUUUUGCAUGAUUUCAUUUUUGGGACAUGUUUUGAAAAGCCUUUCGUUUCAGUAUCUCUUUUAGCAUGUCUAUUUUUUAAGGUCAUGUGAGAAUAAUAGAGGGAUAGAGGGGAGUUGCCACACAACACGUGCUUGUAGCUCACAGAGCACAGUGCUCAAAUUUCCAUUCUGGAUUGUUCCCGGUGUUAAAAGAGGCUUAGAUGCAGCAGCACAGAAGCAGGCCCAGCUUUGUACUCAUGGCCAAUAUAACACCUAAACCCCUUGUAUUCUAAAUUUAUGCUUGUAUAGACACUGUGUUUUGGCCCAGGCUGACAAAACACAGUGUUCCAGUUGUAGCACUCUUCAGCUGUUAGAUUCAGUUCAUGUCAGAGUUGAUGACUGAGGGGACCAGAGCCGAGCUGUCAGUUUGUCACUGUCAAUUUAUUGCCUUUAAUCUUCUCUCCAGAAACUUUUAAUUUGAUCUAAAAUCUUAGGUUUUUUGUGUUGAUGGCUUUGGGGCACUUUCAAACAUCUCCCUUCAUUUCUUUCAUGUCUUUUUUCUAAUAUCUUCAGUGAAACUGGCAAGCUGUUUGUGUAACAGAAAAGUUGUGAGAAACAAACUCAAGCAGAUUUACUUCAACUCCCUCACUGAUGUCUGCACUCAGUGUUGCCGUCAUGCAGUCUGCACCUAAUAGACGUAAUUAAACUUCACAAAUCUGCAGAAAUAUUUGUAAACAGAUUUCUGAAACUGGACUCACCCAAUGGAUUUAUGAAUAAAUCUUUGUGUUUAAUAUGAGACAUUUUCAGAUUUUCAACACCACAUAAAAACGAAAUGAAUUCAUGAGGAGUGCGCACCCAUACAUUUUAUAAGCAGGAAGUUUCAGUGAGCAUAAAUGUGUAGAGAAAAGAAACUACUGUUGACGGGUAAAAAAUAUUAGAAAAGUUUCUCCUACAGUUUCAGCAUUAUGCCCAAAAAUCACACAAAAACCUCUCACCAGACAUGACAGACCACAGGUGAAAGUCAACAUAUCACAAGAAGUCAAUGUUUGAAACUGAAAUUAAUAAGAAGAUUGCUUUACUGAAGAGCAAAAUAUGAAAUGUACCGGUUGAACAUAUCUCAUAUUCCUGUAAGAUAACAUUCAUACAGUUAAAAAUCCUUGCAAGGGGAACUGUACAGUCAGAACGUUUGCAUGCACAGUUAGGUAGAGCCAUGGUUAUAGCUUGGUUACACGAUUUAACUGGAACACGUCCUUGUCCCAAUUUACACAGGCAACAGGCAAGCACAGGCAAGAAUCGAAUUAUUAAGAAGCAUGCCUGCCUCAGUUACUAUUGAGUGGUCUCCUAUUACAUAUAAAAGCAAAUGACAAACCCCGUCAGUAAGAAGUUAAUGGGAUUUACAUGGAACAAUUUAUCAUACUGACUGUUAACUAAUGUAGAAUGUAAACAGAAGCGUUUUGGCCACAGUGUCAAAACGCUGAGGUGACAUGCCAACCCUUUUUAACUUAUAUUUAGAUCAUCCCGAAUGCUGCCCAUGAUCAUUUAUUAGCAAGGUGGGUUAAAUGUCUUGGCAUAGACUGUGUAUACUAUGGACAACUUGGUUCCGCCUUCCGCCAUUAUACAAAUUUGAAGCCAAAUUCGCCAAUGCGUCGUACGCAUUUCACCGACUGCACAGUAGCAUUGUACGCAUUUGGUGGGAGUGUCGCUAUGAUGAUGCUCAGCUCAAACAGCGUAACCCCCAGGUGAGCUAUGUAAACUUCGUACGCGCAUAGGCUGUAUCAAGUGUCAAUCAUAGAAAACAUGAACCCCCUAAUAACUUGUAAAAAUGGAGCUGUACAGAAAAAAAGAGGACUUGAGCACAAACCAGUCUUACAGUAACUACAUGUCAACAUCACAACAGGGGGAGAAAAAAUUAUACUCUGUGUAAUAAAUUUGUAAAGUUUGUCCACAGCUCCAUAGGGAUUGCUGGAGGAGGCAGGAUUUAUGACCUAUACAGCAGCCUGUCACCAGAGGGUGCUGUUCAAGGCUUCACCUUGUGAGGAGGCAGAUGGCAGCCAUUCUAUAUACAGUCUAUGGUCUAGCCCAAAGACACAACGGAAAGACUAGCGAUAAGGGAGAAUUGAACCGCCAACCUUCCAGUUACUGGAUGUCCGCUCUACCUCCUGAGCUACUGCCGCUUUGACUGAUUUAUACUCUAGUAUUAAACACAACUGGGGGCUAAAACAGGCAAACUUGCAGAAGGAGCAGGCCCUGUUAAAAAUUUGACUAUGCUGCUUGAUUUGCUCAUGGCAGUUGAGUGCUAGUAUUUGGAGACUUCAAAAUAACACUGUUCUUUAGGGGUAUGAGAUAGUUGAUGACAAAGUUGGCCAGAUCCUUAUUUACCUUCACUGUAGAUAAGGAUUGGUGGAUAUCCUGGCCUCUGUAAGUAAAAGACAGUGGAAGUAGGAUUAUUGUCCCCAAUUUAAAGUGAGGUUCUUAGAGGUGUGGCUCCCAGAAAGAUGAUCACUAAGUCUUGGGUUUUUGGUCUAGACUUAAAAUACUUGUACUAUGUCUGGUUAAUUCUGUACCUGUCUGUGUGCUACAUACAGGCCAAACUGAGUCCUUUCCAAAUAGAGGAUUUCUUACUCCUCUGCCAAACAGCUUGUGUUUGUUUAAGGUCAGCGCCAAUGUGGAUCUCAAGUUAAAUCUGACCACAGGCAACAACAUAGAGUUGCUCUUUUUGAUAAGAUAACCACACAGAUAGCUACAGACCUAAAAACUAGCAUUUAAAGUGAACAUCAGACAUCAGCUGACAGAGUAAGUACAAAGCCAAGAGGUUGUUAAUAGGAUUCCUACCUAAAGAUUAUGUGUGUAACUUACACACAUGCACACGCUUCCAUUCUGUUCCCAGAGUACCUAGAACAGAUUUGAAAUGUAAAUCCUUUCUGUGAAAAACAGCAGGAGUGGCUAUAGAGAGGACUCAGCAGAAUAUCUGUGAAUGUGUUGAGGAAAAGUAGUAGAGUCUUUACAUCUUUAUAUCCAGACAGUGUCCGUUUGGAUCCAUGCACUGAUUUGAGAGCAGAGUCAAGCUUGAUUUUGCCAUUAAGUGCCAUAUGUGUUCGACAUUCUCAGUUGUGGUUUUGUGAUGCAUUGACCUCUCUAAAGAUUUUAUAUAGCCAACAACACAUACCAAGAAAUUCAAUGAUACAAAACUCACCAUUCAGGAUUAGAUGUUGCGCACUUUCACCACUAAGUCAUCUUUAUACAAACCAUGCCAAGCUAGUUGUCAUAAAUGCACAAAGAAUUUCCCAGUCAGAUUCUUCUUAAAAUCUUUGGUGCAAAAAAUUUAUCCUGUAGUGAGUCUACAACUGACAAAGAAAAGAACAUUCAGACUCUUCACAUGACAAUUUAAAAUCAGUGAAAACUUAAAAUGAAGAAAGACUUCUAACUUACAAACUUUUUUAUUUCAAAGUUUCUUCAGGGCAAGCUGUACAAAUUAGCCAGGGACAGUUUGAAAACUUGUAUGAUCUACACAAAGUUUAAAAAACGCCUCGAGGUAAAAAGCGUCCAGUCAAGUUAUCCUCGAGGGCUUCAUGAAGGGAUUGUAAAAUCAAAAGACAAAUUCUUUUAUUUUGACAAAUGCUAACAAUAAUUCAAAACUCUUUCAGCGCACGAAGCCACAUGCAGGAGCUCUGGGAAAAAAAGAGCAGAACUUGGCUUAAUGCAGACCACAAGGAAGGAAUUAUUAAGUAUUUUUUAGCCCUCCACAUUGUACACACAGACAUGGACAUGUACAUACACAAACCCACACAUAAUCCCAUCAUUUUCAACUACUUACAGUAACUGAAUUUUUGCUCCCUCUCGCACACACUCACAGGCGCACAAAUAGAAUCCUAUCAGCGUAAACUACUUAACCUCCUCAAACACACUCAGCUCCUUUAUUUGUGCUGGUGUUUGAAUCCAAGCCAAAAGCCACUUACUGUUCAACGGAAGGAAGCUUUGCACUUUACAGAGGAAUACAUAGUUUUUAUAGAAAUGACUGAAAAAUGAUUCAGCCUGUCUUCCCUUAAGUUGUGAUUCUUAGUUUGCCACGUUAUCAAUAGUGAUCUUGUAUAGCUGCUUCUCUUUAAUUAUUUCUCCGAUAGAAAUCACCCGGGCCAUCAGAUUAGAUAACACAUGCAGUAAGAGUCCAUUUAUUUCAGCGCUGUUAGUCUCGUCACUAAUCAAUGGCUUCUGUUACGACUGAUAAAAGCACACAAUCACAGAUGGAUGGCAAAAGUACCACUGAACUGUGCAGACACCUAAUCCAAAUUUCACAUAUAUCUUACAAAAAUGGUUAUGCAGUGUCUUCUAACAAAGUCGUCACCUAGAAAAUAAAACUUACAGGGAUAUUCUGGCGUAAAUUUAAAUUAUGGUCAAACACACUUGACACCAAGUUAGACACCCCCUCGAGAGAUGGAUGUUGCAGACUGCUUGCCUCUCUAGUUAUACUAACUUCAGCAACAACCGCACGAUAGCAAUACUCAGCGGUCUACGUCUCCAUGCACAAACCUCUACCAAAAUGCCACUCUAUAGCCACAAAUAAUGCUCAGAACAGCACCUAACUCCAUCUACAGUACAUAUAGGGUCCCAGCCAUAGCACUAGCCAUCAAACAUCUUUUUAGCUUUUGACUAAACACAACUCACACACUCUCCUCCAGCAGCCGCUUGUUUGUGGGGGAGCCCUGACGAGUUAAUCACCAAGUGCAGCAGAUCAUUUCCAUGAAGUAAUAAUCAUCAUCAUAAUCAUUUUGCACUGCAGACACGGUAGUUCUUCUGCCUUAGCGUCUUGGUCUCAUUGCAUUUCCAUGAAGUAAUAAUCAUAAAUGUUCUUCCUUGAGCUGUGAAACUCUGCUGCUCUGGAUGAUCAACUCAGGUUUGUGCAUGGAGACAUAGACCGCUGUGUAUUGCUAUUGUGUGGUCGUUGCUGACGUUAGUUAUAACUAGAGAAGCAAGCAGUUGGCAAGAUUCAAAUCUCAAGGGGGUGUCUAACUCGGUGUUAUGGUGUGUUCGAUCCUAACUUAAUUAAUUUUACCCUGGAAUAAUCCUCUAAAUAUGUCCAAACAUGACAGAUUUCUGCCAGAGGGGAUCUCUAACUCCAUUGUUCUCAUUAUUCCACAAAUAAUCACAGAGUAUGUAUCAAACACUUGACAGUAACUAUUAGAUUUGAUCUUCAUUCACUGACAAGUUAUGAUUUCAGGGGAUGUUGAUGUUGUUUUACAGCAGCUACUCAAACAAGACUGCUAGCAGUGUCUGCACAAAUAAUCUGUUCAUUCUUUAAUGAGUCUCAUGAGCCCAAAUGACAUCAAUUGGCCCUGAUUAAUCGACUUGAUCUGCAGUAUAGUAUGUACUUAAGUUUAGUUAAUGCUUACGUAAAAUAUGAGUCCUCAUGAUGCUGUCAAAUAAUGCAGAAUUUUGUAUUACAGCUAAAAAGGUCUGUCUCUGGGCCCUGCUGCCAUCAUCCCCUCUGUCCUUACCUGCACUCCAUUAUGUAGUACUUUUGAUAAAGCCACCCAAAUAACAUAGCAGUCAUUUCCAGAGGUUUCAGUUGGGAACUCAGGUGAUAGACUGCAGGAUAACAUCAGCAGAAUGAGCUGCCUGAAACAACAUUUCUGACAUGAGAUGUCACACUGCAACCAAAGCCUUUCUGGAGAGGCAAGACAGCAGAUGUCUCUCUCUGAACUCACACAGAUUACGCAAGUCUUAUUUGCAUGUGGUUGUGUGUAGUUCAGGAAAAUUACAGGUCAUACUUAGAUAGUGUUCAUGUAGGGAUGUGUAAUUGAAAAAUUAUACUUGGGCCGCCUGUCCAGGUAUCAACAAAAUAUGAGAAAUGCCCCCUUAGUUCAUCUCUUCUCAUCACCUUUAUCAUAUUAUUUCUCCGUGUCCUAACAAAUGGUAGUCUAAAGUGCUUUACUCAACAAUAAUUCAGAGGAACUAGGCCGAAAGAAAAAUGCCUGGAUUUUCUCAAGAAUCUUGCCUAAGACUGAUGUCAUGGACAAGAUAUAACACCCUUAAAGGGAUAUUUCAUUGUAAAUUUAAGUUAUGGUCAAACACAUCCUAACCCCCCCCCCCCCCGAAAGAUGAAUGUUGGCCUGGUUUCUUUAGCAAACAGACCAAAUACAACUCACCCACCCUCCUCCAGCAGCUGCUUGUUUGUGGGGAAGCCCUGACGAGUCGAUCACAGAGUGUAGCAGAGUUUCGCAGCUCAAGAAAGCACAUUUAUGAUUAUUACUUUAUGGAAAUGCAAUCAGACCAAGACGCUAAGGCAGAAGAACUACCACAUCUGCCGUGCAAAAUGAUUUUUAUGAUGGUUAUUACUUCAUGGAAAUUAUUUGCUGCACUCUUUGAUCGAUUCAUUAGGGCUCCAACAAACAAGCAGCUGCCGGAGGAGAGUAGGUGAGUUGUAUUUGGUCUCUUUGCUUAAGAAACCAGAAAAAGCUAAAAAGAUGUUUGAUGGCUAGUACUAUGGCUGGGACCCUAUAUGUACUGUUGAUGAAGUUAGGUGCUGUUCUGGCUUUUUGGUUGAGGUUUGCAUGUGAAGAUGUAGACCGAUGUGUAUUGCUAUCUUGUGGUCGUUACUUAAGUUGGUAUAACUAGAAAAGCAAGCAGUCGGCAACAUCCAUCUCUCGAGGUGGUGUCUAACCCGGUAUUACAGUGUGUUUGACCAUAACUUAAAUUUACACCAGAAUAUCCCUUUAAGUCUUCACUGACAAUAAAUUGAUGUGAAGAUAAUGCUGCUCUUACCCUUAAUAAAGUGUUCUAGUUACCUCAAAACUUUCAAGUAAACUUUUCGAACCAAGUCCACAGUGUUUCUCCAACAUUUACCAAGUGCAAGGUUGUUUCUCUGUCUUUGUACUGUGCUGUUUGCUUCCUGCUGUCAUUUGUUCUCAGGGGGUGUACUGAAAGUGAAAAGUUCCCAGUGCCGGUUUUCUUAAAGUGAAUUCUCAGUCCCUGAAGUGAGUGGAUGCACUCAGGCACUCUGGUGAAAAAAUUGAAAGCCUUUGUUCAGAUGGUUAUUUCAUGGUGAAUUUUUACAUCAUGGGCAGUGCAUGUCAAAACAGCUGAGUGCAUGAACACAAACAAACAGAUCCAAAACUUGUUACUCGCUUAAAUCUUAGCUUGCCUACAAAACAAGUAUUUGAAUGCAAAAAGGGAUGCAUCUGUGCCAUCAACCACAUUAUAAUAGUAUCAAAACUAUCCUUUUGUUUUUGGGGAUGGUUUAUUUAUACGCCUACAAAGUUGAUAAAAAUGAAUCGUGCAACUUUGUUUCCCACAUGUCAGACUCAACAGUUUUGUCAGCGCUGGGUAGACAGCCUAUAUUUCACCAGAUAAAAAUCCUCCAAAUUUAAACUCCACCUACAAGCUAAUAAGAUGGAAAUCAUGGCUAUUUAUUUUAGAUGAAUGACUCUGGUGGUUUUCGUGCUGCAGUUUACUGAGCAGUUUGUUUUAUCUAAUACUGUGUAAUUGAAUUGUAAAACCAAGUUUUCCAUUUGCUCUCACCCUCAGUCUCUCUCCGCUUUUUAAAACAGACUGGAGGAAAUGGCAAUGUUUACACUCUGAUGUAUUUCAAGAAUGUGCCAAAAGCACCAGUAAAUACAAUUAGACUUUAGUCAAUUUACAGCAGCCCCAAAAGACCAAACAACACUAAAACACUCAGCAAAAAACAAAGAGAAUUCCAGCCUUCCUCGCUUUGCAAAAUCAAUACCCAAAUGCUAGAUUAGAUUUCUGGGCAGUCACAUGCUUUGGACUGCAGAGGGUAAUUUGAACACAGUUGAAUAAUAUAAUUAUAGAUCACCAUCCUGCUCACACAUCUAAAUCUGAGACUGGAGCUGUUGAUGUUCAUCAUAUGAUUAACAGUCUGUAGUUUCAGUUCUCAGAAACUCUUUUCAAUCUGGCUGAUUAAUGUAGUAGGAAAAGCUUUAACUAGGUUAAUCUGGUACCCAGGGAGCUGCGUUUUGAUAGAGUUACACAAACUUAACUGGGUUAGCUUUUUUUUUUCUACCUCUUCACUUCUCUCCUCGCCUCUGUAUCUGUUCUCUGCUUUUUUAAAGAAACAGUCCUUGUUACUUUGGGUCCACAGGGACCUCAAAGUGGGUUAACGCGCAGGUCAUCCUAUUGAUACAGUCUUGAAAGAUUACUCUUUGUCUGUUGCUCUCCACGUGCAAUACUUACAAGACACUCUCACUGAAUAGAUAAGUGGAAACAGAGCAUCGAGGCGUCAGACUGAUAUUCCUGAUACUGACAGGGGAACUUUAUUUACAGUCGUGUUGGGUGUCAGACAGCUUCAAGUUGAGAAAUGGGCAUUCAGAGGAGAGUUGCACGAUUUUGGCCAUCCAUCCAUCCAUCCAUCCAUCCAUUUUCUAUACCACUUAUCCCUUUCAGGGUCGUGGGUGAACUGGAGGCUUUCCAACUGUCAUUGGGUGAGAGGCGGGAUGCACCCUGAAUUGGUCGCCAGUCAAUUGCAGGGCUAUGAUUUUGGCCAAAAAUAUAAUCCAGAUUUUUUUUCUCUGAAAAACGUCACUUGAAUAAUAAGUUCUUUUUAAAAGGAAACCACUGAUAAUGAUGUGGUGCAUAUGCGAAGCCAGUAAGUUGCGCUGUAAUACUGCCAAGGAAAUGCGCAAAAGACAGAAGAAGAGUACAGAGCAUGCAUAUAAAGGUUGUUUUGGGCGUACACGCGCAGCCGCCAUAAGAGUUAAGCUGUGUGUCACAUAAUUGUUUCAAGAAAGAAGCAGAUAGGCUUCCAUACAGAACUGAAAUGGUAGUCGUUUACAUAUUUAUGCACUCUCUGACCCAUUUUCAAAAAGUACCGUUUACAGUCACCCGAAACGCCGUUUUUGUGUGGAUGAAACGCCUAUAUGACAAAAAACUUUUAUGUUUUUUUCGUUAGGAUUGGUUGAUACCACCUUCAGACAGACUUUGCAGCAGGGAGUGGUUUGCUCUUCAUCCAAAACUGCGAAGCCGUACCAGUUCCACACAGCUGACUUGCUCUUGCCCCUUUUAGCCACGAAAUUAACACCUCCUUUGCAAACGCCAUGUUUGUUUACACUGGUGUGUGUGGGAACUAGGGAUCUCUCCCGCAGGAAGGGGGACCCUACGGUGGCCUGGAGGCGUGAGACAUGAUAUAAAGGAAAAUUGAUUUGAUGAUUUUAAUUAUUUUUACAUUGUCAUGAUUAAAUAAACUGAUUACGAUUUAACAUCAAUUAAUCGUGAAGCCCUAAUUCAGAUACUAAUGUAAAGAACCACAACACUGGAAAUGUUGAUGAAUAUACAGGUGUGAUCCACCAGGUACCACAAAGAGACUAAGGGCUCUUUUUUCGUGCCUCGCUGGAGACAUGCUGCAGGCGCGACGUAAGUAAAGUCUGCCGGGCCGACAAGGCGUUCCCAAGCACAAUUUGGUAUUUUGGUGAGCGGUGCAGCAGGGUGUAAGUAUCCCCCUUCCCUAACUCAGCUUUCUUUCAUACAUGUUGGCAUAUAAAAUAAAUUUGGCUCACAAAACUGAAUAUUUUAAUAUCCGUAUGUAGGCAUAAAGUAAAUAACUCAUCUGAGCACUGAAACAAAUCAUCUGUUCAGCCACUGCAGCAGCAGCUGCAGCAGGACGUGGAGAGGACAAGGACACAUGUCCAGGCCGAGCCGCAUGAAAAAUAAGAGGAAGAGGAAGAAAGAAUUAAAUAUCUUGUUAACUUCAUCAUGUGUGUCUAUUUACUAGAUAUUUAAUUUAAUUUAAUGCGGUUUCAGCUGUGUUGAUUCGGUCAGGUUGAGUAUCCAAACGCGUGCCAGAUGCGCUCAUCAGAUCAGAUAUAUAUCAGAAUAUAUCUAUAUAGAUCUAAAAGUAUGUGCUGACUCAGAUUAAUAGUUGUUGUUGAUUAGUUUUUGCACUGAAAUGUGCCUGACACUGUGGAAACCUGCUGGUGAGGCAUCGGCGAUGUAUGCCGAUAUGCCGCCGUUCUACCAAAAUACCACUAGACCAGCUGCGCUCCGCCUGCGCUGAAAGCUGACCAGGUUUGAAUUGGCGAGCUUUCAGCGCACUUUACACGCUGGCGGCGAGCACGAAAAUGUCACUGCGCUUGCUGAUUCUGUCGACACCUCCCCCUGCCACGCCACCACGCCCAGCUUGGCGGACCUCGGUGCGCCUCAGUCCACGAAAAUACCAAACUGGCUGUGCGCUGGGCUCCACCAGACGUAAAAACCACUGCGCGGGGUCCGUCACUGUCCGCCGCGUCACCGGCGGACACGAAAAUAGAGCCCUAAGGCUUACAUUUUUGUGCAACUCUGAACCUUGACCCAUAGGGUUUGUCUGCUGCACAAGCCCUUGCUGCUGUAAAACUGCAACUGCAAUGUUAUCAGCUGUAACCAUCCUUCUUACAAUGUUUUUUCACUGAUAGGCAGUGUAAGGCCAAGAGCUGCCAGUCAUUUUGGCCAUAAAAACAUCAGUUUGCUGAAAAGAUGAGAAGUCACGUGGUUCUAACUUGAACUGGAACAGCAUUUACCAUCAUCCCUGCCAUUGGGUUGCAGACUUUCUUUUUCAAAUUCACCCUUGUAUCAAACUGCACAACAUGACCAGCCUGUGAGCAAGUGCUGAGCUAUGAAUUGAAAAUUUAUCCAGACUUACAUUCAGCACAUUUCACCCACAUAGGCUUGCCCACAUUAGAUAUUGUGUUUUAAAUGUUCUUUUGAAGACGGUGUAAGAUGCAAAGAAAGGAAACUUCUGGACAUCUGGAGGCUAAAAUGUGAAACAUGUUUAUAGGUUGAAAUACAUGUUGUGUUUUAUACAGACAGCGACGAGCGUUAACAGUUGUUUGUGUUUCUUUUACAAGCUCUGAUGUACUUUGAUAUACCGUACAAUAUUACCUCUAUUGAACCACCACCAUUGAAGCCACUGAGAGGUCCAGAACUCUGAGGCUUUAUUAGUGUUUUGAAAAAGGCAGUUAUUUGCUAUGAUCAGGUUGUGGUCACUUAUUUCUUUGCAUGACUUUGUUUUGUAACAGAUUGAUCAGCAGCAGCACAAUGCUUCUGUCUCACCCACACUCAGGUUUGAGUGAACUUUGCCUUGGUCAUGUGCACAGUCUGUGUUUGUCACUGAAACUUUAUGUCAAAGUUCACAAAAUCAAGAUUCUGAUAAAAUGAAACAGAUAUAUCCCCUCUUUAUUGCAUGGACUGACAUUAUGUGCCACAGAAAUAAUUCACAGUCUGCAUUAUGAUUGGGUUUACUUUGUUUACUCUCUCAUAAAUGCACAAAAAGAAAAGUCCUGUCCUUUUAAACUACACCACAAUUACUUAACUGUGUUUGGUGUCUUGUUUUAAGCCUUUUACUAUAGGAAAAUGUAAAAUCUUGAGAUAUUGCAGGAACAAAAAUUUGUUUCAUAUACUGAUUUCAAAAGGUGUUAUUUGCUAAUUCAAAUAGGUUUAAAGCAGAGUUUAUCAUUUUACAGUUGCUGAAUUGCUUGCAAAAGCAUAUCAUUAUGCAUAUGAGUGUGUGUAUGUGGCGGGGAGGGGGUCCUUCAACUAUUUCAAAAUCAAAAAGUUUCAAAAAGUUGUGCACUCUUUCAUUAGGAAAUAUACCCUAACUUUAAUAGCUGUUAAAAUAUACAGCACAAACUUGCUUUACAUAAAUUAUGAGAGCAAGAAAAACAAAAUCCUUCAUUAAGAGUAAUCAAGGUGUAGAGUUAAAUUAACAGUGACAGAUUUGAGGCUGUAUGCACAGUUUCUCUUACCAUCCAUCCAACCUAAUUAUUUGAUGUGUGGUUGGGUCAGAGCUUUCUUUGGGUGAACAAACAAGAUGGCUGUUGCUGAUAUGCGUCAGUAUUGUACAUCUACUACAUGAAGCAGGGAUGUAAGGGCUGGCUUCUAAAUGGAUGUUGGAGGGUUUAUCCCAUAGUUUUGCCCAGCAGCUUACACAUCCCACAUCCCACAUUUUGAUGAUCAAGUUUUGAUCUGCCCUCGAUGAUGUUGUCCCCCAGAAUAAAAAAAAAAAACAUGGAACUGAGAAAGCAGUUUUAGCACAGAAACAACAGAGAAAAGAUUGACUCUUGUCUCAGGAUACAGCUCAGCCAAACAAAACGCAUUGUAUUAAUAUAAUCAUUUGCAUCACGCUGUGAGUAACUAUAAUCUGAUCACAUGCUACUGGGUAUACAACUUGAAUGCUUUUCCACACACCAGCAGGAUGUGUCACAAAUUCUGUAAUGUUUAACUUCGAAAGAUAUUUAUUGAUGUGUACUGCCAUGUGCAGAGUGAUUUGUGUUGUGAUUAUUAGACUGGACGAAGGGCUGCAUAAACAUAAAUCGUUAGCUGUAUGUGUGUGUGUACUUGAAAUGGUGGUGUGUCAUUGCACAAAGAGGAAAUAACAUUUGUCACUGCCCCAGGUUGCCCCUGAAGAAAAGCAACUUCUAACUCUAUGUCAGCCUGUAGGGUAUAAUCUAGCUGUUUUAUCUACUUUUACUGUUGUGCAGUAUUUCAUUGUUGAUGUAGAAACCCUCUUAAGUCUGUUUGGGAGAUGAAGUGUGCUUGUAUACCUGUCCAUUGUGAGUGACUGUGUGGGGGUGAAUUUGUUGACCACAUUCCAGUCAAAAUGGGACUCAGUUGCAUCUUGUGUAAAGGCUUCUUUAGCCCACAUCAGGAUUUUGUAGGCCUGAAUGAAAGAAUGAAUGUUCUGAUUGUUAUUUAUGUAUAGUAAAAGAUAUCAUAUAAUUUGAGCCUGUUUUAAACAGUCUUGUCAAUGCAGGUAUAUUUAUUCUGCCUCAGCAUUGUGAGUAAUGGAUGGGAUGAUGAGACAGUGAAAGUUUUUGACCAGCUGACUGAAAAAGAAGAUUGUUUGCAGUUGGAGAGACAAUGAGAUAUUGAAGCUUCAUGUUACUUAUAAGGAAGGGCAAAAAAAUAUCGUUUAGGAUAUAUUGUGGGAAAAAUCCUCCAUGAUAAAUGUGAUAAAUGCAAGUUGAUGACGCAAGCGCGAGCGACAGACUUGCAGCCUUAACAAACCAACAUGGCUGAAGGUAAUGAAGAAGACGUUUCUAAGCAGCUUGUUACUGAAGGAGGCUCCACAUGAGGGAUUUCCUUCAAGAUCUGGGCUUAGAUGACGAACAAAAGAUCUGCUGCUGUUCACUCUGUGCAAUAAGACUUUUCAACAAAUGUCACUGAUGAUGUCACUAGUUUUCUAGUUGUUCUCUAGACAAAAUGAGUCCAAAAUAUAGAUUGGAAUUAUCAUAUUUUUAUUAUUGUUAUCUUUUAUCUUUUAUUGUUAUCACCAGAUUGGCAAAUCGUAUCGUCAUGAAUUUAUUGGCCUAUAUCGCCCAUCCCUAGUUCUUCACCCAGAGAAUGAGAUCAAAUGCCAUGUGAACUGUGUACCCUCAGUGAUAAGAUUGACCUUUUUUAUUUUAAGCAGAAAUUUUUAAGAGUCUGAAACUGCUUUGAGAGGGUGGGUGUCAGCUGAGCUGCUGAAUGUACAGCUCCGUUUUUACCAUUUCCACAUAAAGUUUUCACAUUAAAUGAUAAAUUUUACUGUCAAGUCAGCAAAUUUCUUUCUUUUUUCGUCAGAGGACAUUACUCAAGCUUGUAGAGGACAAGAUAAGUAAAGACCACAGGGGAUGCCAAAAUUGACACAAGUUCCUCGCAGGAGCUUUAAUAACACUGUGCUCUCUAGCAUUUAAAGCGGAAAGAUGCAGCAGAGUUGCCUGACAUCAUUAGUUGGGUAUAGAUCAGUCAACAAUGAAACCACUGCAUGAAAAAAGCUACAUUGACAAAAUGUUAAUGUGGAAUAAGAAUAGGAGCAACGUUUGUCUCUUAGCUCAUUAAUUUCUAAGGUAGUGGGCGAUCAUAAAACUCUGGUUCUUGAUACUGAACCCCAUCUAUAAAACUUCUGUAUGCUUACUGCGCUACAUAACAUUCAUUGAAUUGGUUAUGGGUCACGUCUCAUUUACUACCAGGCCCCGUCUCUCCAGUAUGCCUUUCAGUCUGGUAUGAAAAAUUAAAAUAAUGUCCCAUAUUAUUUAAUGCACAUCCCGCUGAUGCAUAAAAUACAUUCGCAUAUACUUUGACAGAGCUGAAAAGUCUUUCAAGAUACAACAGAGAAGCAAAUUGCCAGUGAAUAUCAAAUAUGGCUGCUGCUGUGAAGAGCUUUUGGUUUCUGUCAGUUUUACUGUGACCAUAAUGGUUCUUUAUAUCUCUUUGCUCUUAUGUUUAAGCUAUGAGUUGAGCAAAAACUGCUUCCCUGCUGCAGUCAAACAUAUCUCUUACAGUGAAUCUCUGCUGUUGAAAAUACAAAGAAAGGCUGGCAAUGUGCAGUUAAUCUCAUCAGCUGAUACCGACCCUGUGCAGCUGCUAAAAAUAAUUAUAUAGCUAUAGUUAAUCCUCUCUUUAAUGGUCUUUUCUGCUUUGAUGGGUCCGACAAAGUCAUCUGUAUUAACUUUGGUCUGAUACAGCUGAAAACCUUUCCUAAAGAGUUUAACAUCAGGCCUUCCUAAGACAGAGAGUAGGUGGUCCAGAGCCCACUAUCAAAUGAAUGUAGAUAAUACCAUCUUUAAAUGUGGCCGCAUGGUGUCUAGGUUGCAUUCAUUUCAACUGUCCAUUGUGAUCGCAGAGGACACAUUCAUACGGGGUCUAAACGAAGCUUAUUUGUCACAACUAUCACAGUCCUCCCUUAUCCAGAUGGGUAUUAGGUAGGCAGACAGAGCCAUCCAUCACACAGUUUAACUGCCAUCUGGGAGUUUUGUCUUGCAGGCUUGCUAUACCGUCUUUAAAUGUCCUCUCAUCACCUGGGAGCACAUGUACAGACAGCCAUCAAAUCACUUUCACUUCACAGAAAACCAGAUUCAGAGCCAUGAAAGUGCUCCAUCCUGGAGCUCUGUCUAGAAGGCAGUUGACGUAGCUGAUGCUAUUUUGGUAGCAGCUCUACAGUUGCAAUCAUUACCAGCACUAUGCUCACUGAUCUGAGUUAUAUGACCAGAAAUGUCAUGUCACUGAUUUGGUUACCUUCUUCUGCACUGUUUCUUUUACUUAAUACCGACUCACUGAAUAAUCUGCUGGUUCUGUUCCUCAAGUUUAGAAAAAUUCAGCGUCUUUUACUUUCUGUAUGUCUCUCUAUUGUAUGGUAACACAGAUUGGAACAGCUCCCUGAGCUGCUGUCUGUCAAAGUGUUCAUCUCAUCUGUCUCCUAGAAACCCUCUCAUCUCUUUUUCUCUGCUCACACUCUCAUCUCUCUCUGGGGUGAGAAAAAGAACCCAAGGGAGAGAGUCAGGUAAAACAGUGGGAUGCCUCCUGCUCUCUUUUCAAGAACUGAGUAAGGCUGAGGCCUAGUUAAUCAACUUUCCUUCACACCAAAAAUACUCCACCCUCUCAGAACCUCCACCUGACUUGAAUUUGAGAUGUUAAAAUUGGUAGACAGUGACUGAGGACACUUGGCUGACAUUGUUAAAGCAGACACUUGGCUUACUUUGUUAAAGCGGUUUACCUGUCCAGCAGAAAGGUUCCAUAAGAUCCCGAACCAUUCCCCAUCAUUGAUGCUUCACUGAUGUUGACCUGGCUUUUUAGCUCUUGUCCGGUCUGCCUCCUUUUUAAGCACCUGUUGUUCUGCCAGAUUCUCCCGUAUUUACUUCUUUUUCUUGCUUGUGUUGGCAGUUGUGGCCAAGGAAGACAAUUUGGUAUACUAUCCGAUAUUGUAGCACGCUAAUUUUAUUUGGGCUCAUGCACGUUAUUUGAGUACGUGAAGCGUGCCUCACAACAGGAGGGAGCAACGUCCUCCUCACAUCCAAUCAGGUCGGGGGUUGGAGAACAGCUUUGUUUACAUGUUGACUACACAGGCAUAAUAGAACACAGCGAUAUCGUGAUAUUCCCAAAUGUCAUCAAUAGGUAUUGACUGAUAUCAAAAGCUUUUUUGUAUAUUCUCCACAAAAAAUGUUGCUUCUUUAACGGAUUCCUGCCUACCCCACCUUUAAGACAGGUUGUAGUCAAGGGACUGUGUCCACUUACAGCAGUUUUUGCAGUGGGAGUGCCUGUUUCCUGAGGUCGUCAGCAUCCAUAGUCCUAAAUGCAAAGUGUUGAUGCGCUCACAGAAAUCUUAGUUGAAAAUACUUCACUGGUACUAAGUAGUUAGUUGAGUAACUUUUCAACUUUAGUUCCUGAAACCAAAUGUCAGCUUUUGAAAAGUUUGGAAAGACAUAAAUGUGACCCCUGAAUAAUGGUGUAAGACCUAGAUCACUUUUAGGAGCUACUGGGGUCUUGAUAAUGAACUGUUAUGAAGUUCAGGUUAGUAAAUCUAUUCUGAUCAGCUUAGCUUUUUUCUAGGUUUUGCUGCAGUAAUCAGUGGCACGGGACACAAUACACUUGCUGUAAGUCAUCACAUCUGGUGCUGAUGGCCAGUCAAUCAAAUCUCAUAGGUCAGACCAGAGUUGGGAGUGUACAAGAAGGGUGUGUGAGACAAACAGAGAAGAGGAGAGUUACAGAGACUUAGAGAGAAGAAAGACGUGAGACAGUGAGAAGUAGACAGAACCUGGUGAAAACCGAGCUUUAGAUUGAACAGGCUGUUUUAUGUUGAUUCUUCACACAGAUAGCUCAGCUCAUGUAGACCAUGUAAUAUCAUUAUAUUCAUCACUUCCUUUGACUUCAUAGAUGAAACCCUUACUGAUAAAUCGAUGCAUUAAUUCCUUUUCUCACUUGCUUCACUAAACCCAUUUGUUGACUGCAGCCUCGUCCCUGUUAGGAAACAAGCAUUGUGUGUUUUUUGCUUUGAUUAGGUUAUUAAAAUAAUGUUAGACAGGCUCUGGUGUUGAGUUCAGCAAUUUGCCUGAGGUGCAGAAAAUGUUUUGGCGAAUCCUCUGUUCAGACUGGUCUUUGAAAAAUGUUCUUUGUUCAGCACUUACACCAAACAAUGUUGACUUCACCUUGUCAGCUUUGGAUAUUCUCUUGCCAGCCAAUACCGCUCCUGGCAAUGAGAACUUACUCUUAGUAAUUACAGUGAUUAAAUCUAAAGCGGCUUUACUCUUUACAGGUGCAGGUUUUAUGUCGUGGCGAGCUCAAAGGAAAGCUGACAAAUGAUAAUCAACUUGUAUAAAUACUGAAUGUGAUUGAUUUUUUUUUUUUUUAGAUUGAAGGGAUUUCACAUGGGUUUUUUUUUUGGCCAGGAUUUGUCUACUCUAAAGGCACUUUCAUGCUCUGAGUUAUGCCUCUGUGGGUGUACGUGCAUUCUGCUGAGUGUGACACAACAACAGCUGUGCCGCCAACACAAGUUUAGCUUAUUAUUCCAGCAGGGUGACAAGACUUCUAAGAUGUCCAAUACAAUAAAAAAGCAGCAAUACUCCAUCAAACACUUCCUUGCACUCUAUGUUCACAGACUCAGUGUACUACUUUGAGGUGUCUUGUAAAGGAAAAUAAGAAAAUUCCAUUUUACUUUGGUUAACAAACAAACAUUUGAGUCCACACUGAAGGUAACUUUUUGUCUCUCAGCUUGUGUUAAAGAUUUGCACACAUUCAUUCUAAAUGGCACAAAAUGGUCAUAACAUCAUACCCUUGGACACAUGAAUUUCUUGGUAAUUUCAGGACAUUAAGGUCCUGAUAUUUUUAGUUUUCCUUCCAAACAUGCACGUUACAGCAGGAAAUUAUCUGUUUAAGAUGCACUCACAGAACAACUCCCUAUUUUCUUCAAGUGAGGAGGGUGGCUAGGUAGCCUAUGCAAAAAGAGGGGGAGGUGUCUUCUGAGAUGAUGAUGGGUUUUCAGAUAUCGAUGCAACAUGUAGCUGUUUCCACAACAGAAUGAGGAGGAGAGUGAAUUAUAAUAAACUGCCAAACGAUGAGGGCACUAAAGAGUAUUAACUGGUCAAACUUCACCCAACUUAAUCCACCAUCUGCUCGGUGGUAGCAGCUGCAUUCACUCAUAAUCUUAUGAUGACUUGUACUUUGCGUUUUACAAAGAGGCUGGCAGGGAAAAGUCUGAAUAAUUUCAGGAUGUCCACUUUUAUUCCCAUUCAUCUCACUCUGGUAAUGGCAGGAAAUUUUGAGGGAAUGCAUUACAUGUAGGACGAAAGAAUCCUCUUGCUGCUCUCUGACCUUUUUCAGUGUGGUUUGUGUUUUUUUCUUUUUCCAUUCAGCACACUUACAACUGCCCGAUUGCAUCUGCUUGUACAAAGUAAUCUCAAAGACAGAGGGAGGAAAGAAAAGAGCAUCACGAUGACUUCUCACCGUCGGUGUGUAUGGCAGAUAAGAUACAGAUAGACUAACCAAGUUCGCACUGUUUAUGGAUCACGGGCUGGCAUACCUUCUGCUAUCACUAUCAGGGGAAUGUGUCAUAUAGCACCCAAAGACCUCAGGGUGUUAGAGAGGCAGGCCUACCCACAGAGUUAGCAUCAGGGCUGAAUUCCAAAGCAGUGUCAUCCUCGCCUCCCCGUGUUUCGAUGGAUAGCCUCUGCAGCAGUAGCAGCUGGCACUAGGCCUCAGGACGAAGGACUCUCCCUCUCGUCUUCCCUUUUGUAUUCCUCUCGCCUCUCUCAGGACUGAAGACUAAUGGAGGAAAAGGGAGGGAGGCAAAGCACCAAGACACUAGCAGGGCUGGCAAGUGGAUGAAAGGAAGGAGAGAAAAGUAGCUGGUUCACGCUUUCUGAUUAUAACCUAAAUGACACGACAUGGUAUAAAUGCAGACAUGCAAUCUGUGUUCUCUGGCAGUCUUUUUUUUUUCCACCACCUUUGACUAAGAGCUGGAAAACUUAAUGUGUUGCUGUUAGUCAGUUUAAUCCUACACGUCUUGCAAUGAAACAUUAAACAGUCACUCAGCCAAAACACCCAUCAGUUACAGUCAUUGACCCUGUUAAGCUUUCUGCUUUUGCACACAUGCUUUCCAUCCAGAAUUGAAAAAGGUCAUGUGAUCUCAAACAGCUAAAGACAAAAGCAGGCUCCACCUCUCUGGCAGCUGAUUGCCUGUUGUUUACUACGGCUGAAACGAGCUUAGCACACUCUUUUAUUUGUAGUACUACCACAAUAGUACUCUUUCUAAGUAAGCUAACUUUAGCUCAGUGAGCUGGUUAGAACUGUUACCAAAUCUCUGUGAAAUUUCCUCAAGUGACUUUUGGUUUGGGAACCCUGACUUUAACAACUGGAUGUUUUUUUUCUGAUAGUUUUAGAUGAUUUUUAAACUAUGAUACCAAGUGCUCCUGUAAAAAGAUUUUGAUAGGUCAUGAAACUGACUGCGAAAAAUGAUGCGUCUCUAAGCUUUAAAAAAAAAAAAGUAAUGUAAUGGGGUCAUAGAUGACAAGCUCAACAAUUUCUACAGUAUUAUUUUAAUGCCUACAACUGCUGUGAGGGGUUAGGUUUUCUACACAUCAAUUGUUCACAUUUACUGUGAGUGAUAAAUAUCACUGUGCUGAGUGGACAUGGACAUAAACCAUCCAGUCAAUUUCAAAAUAGAACACAGUGUACAGGCUUUGAACUGUCUAUCAACAGACAAGAAAUUCUGGCAGUAGACUGACAUGACACCCACUAUCCCACAGUUUUAGCCAUUGAAAAUUAUAAGAGAGGAAGAGCAUCAUUUUCAAUUUCAAUCAUUUCUACAACCAUUUAAAACUUCUCAUUGGGGCUUUAAAAACUGCUUUAAAGGUCAGACAACAAGAGAAAGUGCUUUAUAUAUACUGUCCAUUCACUAUUACUAUACAGGCGUGGUUACCCUGAGUGCAUUAGUUAACUUUAUAGUGUUCUAGCAAGCCUUGAAAAAGAAUAGUAAAACUAUUAAAAGGAAAAAGGAAUACAUUGUAAGGCUUGUGAAUGUGUUUUAUGAAGCACACAUUUACAAGCCAGUAUCCUCUCAUUUAAAUGUCUUAUUAACACCCAGGCAGAUCUGUUUACAAUAUCUGGCAGGGAAAAUAAAAGAUGAGAAAAACAGAACCAAAUGAAAAGCUCCUACAUAUACAAAUUUGACCGAUCACUCAGCAUCAGUUUUAACUUCUCCAGUUGUAGUUUUGUGUGCUUUUAGUCAACUGGCGUUUCCACUUUCUCUUACUCUAAAGAUUCAGUCCUUUUUUGUGCUGCAAGUUGAUGGAGGUUUUGAAAAAGUGAAUGAAAUAUUUUCCACAGUUACUUUUAGCUCCAGAUGGUCUUGGUGCAGCAUUUGUGAGUGCUUUUAUCACCACCCUCAAAGCAGAUUUUCACCUGAAUUUUGCUGACAGCAGUUUCUGAAACACAACAAGGAUAAUAAAUACUAAAUGCUCUAGUUUCUAAAUAACAACAUGCCAGUCGGGAUUUCACUCUCACUGUGGAACACAGUUUCUGAAAUAGCAGCCUUUGACUGUAUGAACAGAUAGAAUAGAUCUGUUACAAAGCAAUGGGAAUGACCAGUCUAUUUCUUACUGCAAAGGUUAGUGUGAGUCAUACAUUUAACAACAACACAAGAAUUGCAAGAAAGUUUGUUUCAGUAACUGAGGUUGACUUUUUCUUAGGCACUGUUGGUUUAUGAUAAACAUACAUACAAACUUACAACAAUAAACCAUCCUCAGCUCAUGGGAUGUAUAGCCCAGUAAAAUGUCCAUACUUUGCUUAUAAAAUAUUUCAUUUGUGGAGGGUUUUAUACACAGCUCUCUAUAUAAGCACCUGCUGAAUGACUGACAAUAGGAAGAGGAGUUAUAGGAAGGAGGAUGAUAAAAGUUGGGUGAGAGGAAAUUGAGCAGAGAGAUGAAAGCGGUAGAAGAGGUGAUUGUUUCUGGUGAUAGGCCACUUCACUGCUACCUUUAUCCAGCUGUCCAGAAAGAAUUAUUGUUAGUGCUCUUUAAGUGUGGCCAUUUUUUCCCCAUGAUUGGACAAAUGUGAUGCCAUUGUAUUCACAUACAGGAUGUAAAGACUCAUAAAUCGAAAGAGAGAGAGAGAGAGAGAGAGAGAGAGAGAUGAGUGAACAUGUAAAGAAGUCCUUUUCACUCCAAAGUAAUGGCUUGGUGGUCAAGUAUAUAUUGUUUGCAAUCAGGUUUAAGACUGUGAGAGGCAGUAAAGAAAGAAGGAAAUGAAUCAAUAGACAAAACUAAGUGGUAGGACAUGAUGAGACAGAGAGAAGAGGCAACCAGACAGAUGACCUAGAGUUACAUGGAAACUUUUAGGACAACUUCAAUGAUUAUUGACCAUGGCCAAAGAAAGGACCGAUGGAAAGUGGGAAAAAGGGAUAUCAUCAAUGUGAAAUGACUGAAACAGAAAGCUCAUCACUGUUAAAAGGAAAUGGGAAGACAUUAAAGUGUAUACCCAGCUGUGGAAAGUCAGUUCCUUAAUCACUUUUAUUUUAUUCAAUCUUUUUCCAAGGACUCCAUACCUAAUUAUUUUUUGAUGAAUUAAUUAAAAACUAUAAUUGUAUCACAUGAAAAGUAAUUAAGAAGUAUGAGGAUUUCCUCUCAUUUGGCCUCAGCUGAACUCAACACAUUUCACUUCUCUGCUCUUCUUCAUUUAGUUUCAUCAACAGCUCUGCACUCCCAUUAUCCAGUGGUCAGGUUUUCAUGUGAACACUGGAACCAGUAUAACCCAAUAAGCUUGUGAACACCCAAAGUGAAAGUCAGGUUGUUGAGCAUAAUACUGCCACCAGAAAAUAGUUAACAAAUCUUGAAACCUCUGCAUGUAAAGUAGUGGUGGGAGAAAAAAUCGAUACAGCAUAGUAUCGCAAUAUCUGGUGAUAUAUCGUAUCGUCUAAUUUACCAGGUGUCGACUUUUCAAAUUAGUUGUUAAUAUGAAGUCAAAUCUAUGAUAAUGGAAAAAUAAAAUCAACUGUUUGUCCUGUGAGGUUGGCAGAGGUGACAUCAUAGAGCAGGAGAAAGUUACAACAAAUAAAUAAAAUGCAAAUACAGCGUAAAUAAGACAAACAUAAAGGAAAGAAAAAUUUCAAAUUAGCUAAACAGUUGAAAAAUUGUAUAAAUCCCAGUAUAUUGUAUCGCAGUACUCACUGUAUUGCAAAAUGUCAAGAAUCGCAAUAAUGCUGUAUCGUGGCCCAAGUAUCGUGAUAAUAUCGUAUUGUGGGGCCACUGGUGAUUCCCACCCCUAAUGCCCAGGGUGCUGUUAACAAUAGUAAAUGCUUUUCAUCCCUGGUCCAAUUGUCAAUUUAAGCACAUUUGAGUAUGAUUGGCUAUCAUUGACAGGCAAAAUGAAUUACUCUGAAUAACUCUUUACAGCAGUACCUGUCAGUGAGUGGGAUACGUUCGGCAGUAAGUGAACAUUUUGACUUGAAGGUUGACGUUUUAAAAGCAGGAUAAUGGGCAAAGGUAAUGGUGUGAACAACUUUGACAAGGGCUAAACUGUAAUGGUUCAAUGACAUGUCAACACAUGUCAACAACUGAAUCUCUAGUAGAAUGUUCCCAGUCUGCAGUCCAGUACCUGCUGUAAGAAAAGUGGUGCAAGGAGGGAAAACUAGUGAACCAGCAACAAGGUCAUGGGCAGCCAAGGCUGAUUGAUGCACAUGGGGAAGGCUGGUUUGAUCCACUGCAGCUCAAACUGCUGAAAAAUGCUUGUUGCAUAGAAAGGUGUCAUUACACUCAGUGUAUCACUGUUUGCUGUUUAUGAGGCUGCCGUAAACCAGUCAGGGUGUCCAUGUUGUUCCAUAUCCAUCCCUGAAAGCAUCCACAAAGAGAACAGGAAGUGGUGGACUGUGACUGUUUCCAACAGCCUGUUCAUAAUGCUGAUAGUUAGAGAGCAGGGCGGCUGAUGGCACAGUUUACCUGGGAUAUGCUUGACACAACCAAGAAAGGUUUUGUCUGCAUGAUUAAAUGUCCUAAAAAGACUGGAAUUGAAACUGAUGCCUCCUUGUGACUUAAGACAGCAAACAAGAUCACCAGCAACAAGAAUAUUACAUUCUACAUCCCAAUUUCUAAUGACUAGUGGCAGAUAUCACAACACCUGAUUUACAGCAUUCCAGCCUUUCUUUACAUUUUCUACCACAAAUACUCACACAUUUGAUUGUUAAUGGACAGCAGGUCAAAAUAAUUAUGAUUUUAUGUAAUCAUCCCCCUGAAGGCAAAAAUAAUUAUGCCUAUAAUUAUGAUAAAACACACACAAAUUGAAAGUUCCUCUCAACAGCUUCCAAUACUGGCCAGUCAUUAAGGAUGAAAACAAACAUCAUUAAAAAAACAUUGAGAAUAUGCAAAUAUCCCACGAUGCAUACAUCCACAGCACUUGAGCUCUGCUGGUAGUAGGCAGAAUAUCGAAAUGGAAACAAGAGGUAGCACUAACAUGGCUAAAUAGAAGGAACACUUUGUAUGUUUACAUGUUCAAAGAAUGGAUUUAUUGCAUUCUCACUGAAACUGAACUGAAACUGGCCUAAAUAAUCCGUCCAUACUCCAGUGUUUCCUUUAAGCCAGAGGUUAAAUAGCAUAGAAACAUUGUUUGGAGGCCGUGUAGUAAACAAAACCUCAGUAGAAGAAAAGACAUUCACAAAACUUUCCCAUUGUACGUUUUCGAUACAUAAUAUAUUAGCUUGGAGACAACCAAGCAUGAACCUCCAGUCUUGAGAAAUGAAGCUGAUGUGUCAGUGCUGAAAACUGCAGUUCUUGCCUGCCCUAUGAAGCACACUCAGCUAGGGCUGUAACUAACGACUAUUUGAAUAGUCGACUAGUCACCGACUAUUGAAACGAUUAGUUGACUAACUGGAUAAUUACGGGCCUUCUCCUCAAAUGUUCGUGCAUCACCGACAUGAUAUGCAAGAUAUGCUUUGCAAACCUUGCAAGUUUUUUUUUUUUUUCGCCUUAUUUAGGCUAAAGUGCUCCCACACUUGGGAGGAUUUUAAGUGCAUACUCGUAGCUGCUGUAUGGGACGCCGGCACUGCCCUGUUUGGAUGCCCUACCGCUGGGCGGAGACGCUGUUGUGCAUGUGUAACUCUAUGCAGAGAUCAUAAUGAAGUAAAAUGCCUAACUCCACUGGAAAAAAACACAUAUGGCGACAAUAGUUGACAAUAGAAUUCAUUGACUUUUUUCAUCAUCGAUUUUUGUCGACAGCGUCGACUAAUCAUCGCAGCCCUACACUCAGCCAAAAGAAGCUAGAUUUUAGAGCAAAAAUAACACAUUUACAGCCUGUUUCAAAAAAUAGUUUUGGUCUUGAUAACUCAGAACUGUAAAGGAACAAUUUAAUGACUUAUGUGACAAAUUUGUUUCAAAGUUAUUAAGCUCUUAAGAUUGGCAAAUCAGAGGCAUGGCUGUCUAAAGUGGCAGACAGGCACACUGUAGCUAUCUGUGAAAAGGCGUAAGGCUGGCCUCUGGUAGGCUGACUAAAAGUUGGUUUGACCAAUUACAUUUUUCCCCAUUGCUUAUACACUGGAACAAGUAGCUAUUGUAGUCUAGUUAAGUUGCCUAAUGAAGCUUUAAUUGUAGCUCGAUAUAGCUGUGUCUGUAAACAUACUGACUGGUGGGGCUGCCUGCAGUGUCUCAAGAUACAAUUUGAUCAUUUUAUUGAUAAACCUCAUGAGCGCAGCCAUUGGCCAUUGCAGAUUAUUUAUAAUGGCAAUCAUCGGCCCAAAUACUUGGUCUACUUCUGGUACAAAAGCGUCGGCAUCAGACCUGGUUCAAGGGAAAAAGGUAGCCAGAGGAAAAAAUAGUUGAAGGUGAUGACCUUUGCUGUCCAGUUGAGCGUCAGUGGGUUGUGGACAACCAGGUCAGAUCCAUGGAGGCCCCAUCUUACAACUUACAGGAUUAAAGGAUUUGCUGUUAACAUGUGCAAGAUUCUGGACAGGACUGGCUCGACCUUGGGAGAAUGUGACCUAAACGGUGUAAGGCAGGUGGUUAUAUUACAGCUGACUGGUGUAAUCAGUAAUUUAUCUGUUUGAACUGAUUAACUACUCCAGUAAAGCAAGCUUUCUGUGUGUGUGUGUGUGUGGGGUGUGUGUGACCUGCAUUGUAAAAUGCUUUGUAAUUAUAGGUAACAUGAAAAAAGUAAUAAUGAGGCAGGCUGUUGAGGUUUCCUUACAACCGAGCACCAGUUUCACACCAGUUUUACUGCAUGUGUGAAAUAACUUAAAUUGCGGAUCUACUUCGACCGGAUAUACCGGGCGUACCACUUCAUUUUUAUGCCAUUGAGUAAUUCUAACAGGGGCUGCUUUCUUUGCUCACAGGUUUUGGCUUUUGUCCUCCAGUUGUCUUGCCUGCUGUCCCUUGUUGGAAUCACUGUGGAUUGAGUGGGAUCUUUCUGUAAGUACACAACACCCAGUUAUAGAGAUGCUGCUGUUUUUUGAUACACUGACUAAAUCCAUGAAUGUGGCAUGUUGCACAGAAACUUGAGUUGCAGUUGACAAGUGCAAAGACUUGCUUGCUUUGACGAGGUUUUGUGCAAAGAUAAAAACAACAAUAUGGGGUUUAAAUGAUGUAUCUGUGUGAGGGUGGCACACCACACACAAAACACCUUAUGGAGAGGAAUGAUGAAAGCAUGAUUUGUGAUUUGAAUAUUUAUGAAUAUUACCCCCUGUUUCUUUCCUGUGUAAGACUGGAGGUGCUCCAUUAGCUCUGCUCAUUUUUGUCCCCCACUCAUUACUAUUUUAAUAAAAGUGUAACUGGACUGUAAAAUGUUGCCUGAGAAACAGGAAACCGGUGAAGUGCAAAAUAAAGAAAAGACCAUUAGUGCCCUGUUUGGUUCUCAUUAGGUGUAUUUGUUGUUCCUUGUGUUUUGUUACCUUUGAUGAGGCAAUCCAAAAUGAGUCAUGAUGCAACCAUUUAUAAACACCCCAGCAGCAGAUCACAGUAGUGCAAUACUUCACCUUCGUAUGUGUGAAUAUUUUACCGUAUUUCCCAUUUGUGAUUAACAAUUAAUAAUUAGAGCUAAUUAAAUUUAAUGAAGGUCUCAAAAGGCAUGCAGGUGUUUUGGGAUGCAGUUCUUUUUUUUCUGCCCAGGCUUUGAGGAUAUUGCUUUGCUUUAUUUAUGGAUGGUAUGCAGAGACACAAAAAUUAAAAAUCCAUUACUGCAGACUCAGGGCUGCUGUCCACACACACAGAGGACUGAGCUGGAAAACCGCAGGGACUCAUAACCUCAUCUAGUCUGCAAGGGCCAGCCAGUAAUUUUUAGCGUUGCAGUAUGUUGGUAGGGGAGAUAGAGGAACCAUCCCUGAAGCAAAAAACAUAUAUUAUUUUUAUGACUAGACAUCUGUUAACCAGCAAACAUUGUCUACUAUUCUUUUUUUUAGUGUGCCAGCUGUCCUUACAUCAAGGUGUAAUUAUGUUCAGUAAAUGGGGCGUUUUCUCUGACUAAAAGUCUCCUGCUUAGCAUGAGGUCUUAAUUAAAGUGUAGUGAUCAAAUCUCUCCUGUUUCCAGCCUUGUAGGUCUAAUGUGUGUUUCUCUUCAUGAAUUGGCUUCAGGCUAGUAGCUAAAACUCAUCUCAGAAAAACAUUUCCUAGAUGAUAACAUUAUUGCAAGUGUAUUAGAACAGAUCGGCGCAAUAAUUUAGUUCAUGGCUCUACAUUUGAACUGUAAGGGGUCUCAAAGCAAUUUUCACUGUUUCCGAGGGGCGACUUUGGGGUGAACAAGGUGGAUACAGGAAAUGCCUAAUUGGUGUGUUUUUUUUGUCACAAACAUGCUGCACAGUUAAUUAUAUUUCAGUCCUGGCACUGUCACAAUCAUAUAAACACAAUUGACAGGGGUUAUUUACAAUGUCUGCAGCACUCGUAGAAAACAAACAAACAAAACUAAAAUAAAUAAACUGAGGGUGCAGGAAAAGAUCUGCAUAGGGCAGGCCUAAUAAAAGGGGAUCAAAUGUGUGUUAGUAAAGCAGAGAGACAUAGUGAGCAUCGAGAAUUUUGCAGCAGUGUUUAAAAGUGUUCAAAAGUGUCAGAAAGUGAAUGAUUGCAAGGAUCAACAGUGUAGAAGCCUACAGCAUGAUGAAAUUUGAAAACAAACGUUAUGUUCAAGUUUGAGGCCAAAAGUGUGAGUGAAAAAAAAGUGUGCUAGUUCAGCUAAAUCACUUUCUAGUAACACAUGAAAAUUCCCCAUUACAUGUAAAACUCUUAAAAUCAUCUAAUAGAAGUAAUUUCUUAUUUAAAGACUUACUAAGAUGAAAAUGAUGUUUUGCUUGUUGUCUACAUGUUCAUGUGGCAUUUUUCUGAUACUACAGGAUGUAUCAUGAGAAAACUAAGUGUGAAAUUGCAUUUCUGAGUAUUUCCACAGUCAAAUCGUUGUGAACCUCUGACAGACCCAAACAGCAGGUUCAGAUACUGUGAGAUUUCCUACGUCACAUAUCCAAGCUCGGCCCCCAGAGCCCCACUAUGCAGGCCACACAUGGAAAAGUAGCGGAUUGCAAUGCUCUUAAGAAAGCUAAUUAUGAUUUUAACUUUCAUCGUUUCCCCAAAGACAUUAGUGUCUCAGAGCUAAAUAGCUCCUAUGUUACCUGCCACUUCUGCUGCACCGACAUGAAGCAUGAAGAGCGGUGUGCAGAGCAGUGCUGUCUCCGCCCAUGACUCAGAGGAGAAUUGCUAAUGAGCUGCUGGAGCUCUGCAGAAGAGAAGUCCUUGAAAAUGACACAGGUAACGUGAUUUUGGCUAAAAACGUCAUAAUCACAACUCAAAGACCACUGAGAACACUUUAAGUUGUAAAACAAAAAUAAAGUCUGAGUGGGACUUUAAGUUAAGCUUUGAUGCUAUACUUGGGGCUACUGUAAGCCAAAAAUGCUACAGCUGAUUCUUUUGUCCCAGUCCAGCUCUGACUGUAGGUGAGACUACUGUAGGUGAUUUUAGAUUACAAUAAACGGUAAAAACAAAAAAGUCCCUGAAAUGUAUUAUUGUUAUAGGUCAUUGUGGUCUUAAUAUUGAUCAACAUGAUCAACAGCCAGUGAGUGGAACGAUUGAGCAACCUCCUGGAUUGCAUCAUAAACUAUCAACCAGAACUCCACUCAGCAGUCGAUAUAAAUCGUAAUAAAAGACCCUUGUAGUAAACCAGAGUGAAGUGUCUGUGAAACUUUUUAUUUACAGCGAAACACAGGGGUUCUUUUGAGGCACCCUGUGGACUUUUACAGCGGUUUAAAAAAGACUGAAACUCCUCUGUUGGCACAUGCUGGCAGUUGGCAGAUCUUUUUGACCUUCAAAAAAAACAAGACUAUCGGCCAAAAGCCUGUCAAUUUUACUCCUCUUAAUUUUAAAUGCCCGAAACCACUGAGAGAGGGGAUGUGUCAGACAGGAUGAUUGACAUCAGGCUGAAAAGGUUGUUUUCUUUACUUUUCCUGCAACAAAUACUCUCAGCGGGUGAAAUAUUGUACUGUUAAAAGACAGAGAGGUUUGAGACCAAAAACACUACUUUCACAUGCAUAGGACAGAGGAGAAGAGGGAUAACUUUUCCCAAAAUUCACAUACAGCAAAAAUUCCAGUUGUGAAUUGGUCUGUAAAUGCUGAUUAGUGACUCUGAGAAGUAAGUGAGCCAUUGUUCUCAGAUAAAUACUUUAUCGCCAUCGCUAAGCAUUACCAAAAUUAUGUUUAAAGGAAUUUAUUUGUCAAGCUUUGCAACCUGUUCAUACUGCAGAUGUUGGGAUGUAAGGUAGCUGUUGAUCUCUGCAAGAUUGUGUAGCAUGCAGCAUCUGACAAAGAGCCUCCCCUUGGACAAAGUCAAAGUUGUUAUUGAUAAACCAAUUCCACACUUUGUGGUUUUUUGAGGUCUAGAAACAUGAAAGCAGGGAAGAACAAAGUAAGAAAUCGCUCUUGAAUUGCUGGGGCUUAUCCACUGAGCUCAAUGCCCUCUCUUAAGUUAUCUGUUAUGUGGAUCUACAAGGCAAAACCUUUUAAGUGUUUCAUUUUAUUAAUUCAUAAGUUAGCAUCUGCUUUAAAAAAAAAACAACAUUUUUGCUUCUAUCAGGUUGUGUUGCCGCAAGUUUUCUUCCAUAGUAAAGGAAAGUAGCUGCAACAAUGCCACAGUUGUCUGCAGAAAGUAAAGUUUUGUUACCUCAAAGCUGCACAGAACAAUGCAGGGUUGGGUUCAGGAGUUGGUCCCUCGCCAGUUGAGAAAACAAAUUUAUGACCCCUUUUGCAACCCAUAGCAGCUCAGCAGGGGAGCAGGCGUUCAGUCCUUCAGAAGUUAGAUCACACAUUUAUUCUCACUCGCCCUCCUUUCCCCGCUUGUCUUACUUUGGCAAAAUCACAGAUAUAAAAUGGGCUUAUACCGCACACCAACACUCUCAUAGUAUUAGAGACUCAUACGCACAAACAGUCAAGCAAUACUCAUUUGAAUUCCUCCAGCAGAAACACGUCUGAUGUGUUUAAUUGGCCACUGGGGAGUUUUUGGACAGACCUUACUUGUUCUCUCCCUCCCUCUAUCUCUCUUUCUCUUUCUCUCUUCCUUUCUAUCUUUGUUUCACAUUCUUCUUUCCCACUGUCUCUUGGAGCCUCCUCCCUCACAUGUAACAUUCAGUCCUCCACCUCUCUCCAUUUGACAGCAGAUUAAAGCUCAAACUCUGAAGACAAAGACUCUUAAUUCAGAUUCACCACCGACAACACCCCUUAGUAUCACGACACCAAAAUGCAAUCAAUUAUAAUCACUUUAUCUAGAAUGACGACUUUUUAAACUCAUUAACUGAGAAAAUUACACUUGGCUUUAACAUAAAUAUAUCACUUGGGAUAUUAUUGAAUAUAUAUGAAUAUUUGAACUGCAAACCUGUUUUGAAGACUCAGAGGUUUGAAUCUCUUGCAAUCUCAGGUUUUAUAAUUCUUGUUCAUAAUAUUCAGGAUGGUUCAGGAUAUAUUCAGGAUAAUAAUAAUACAUUUUAUUUGUAAAGCGCUUUUCAAGGACACAAAGACGCUGUACAUGAAUAAAAGCAAGAACAAUAAAACAUAGAUCAAUAUACAAUAAAAUAUACAUCAAGGGGUGGAGUAGAUCUUGCAGGUAGGGGAGGGCCUGGUUGUGGAGUGCUUUGUGGGUGCGAAGGAGCAUUUUGUACUGAAUGCGAUGGGAGAUGGGCAGCCAGUGAAGGUUCUGGAGGACGGGGGUGAUGUGUUGGUGGGAGCGUGUAUGGGUGAAGAGGCGGGCGGCAGAGUUCUGGAUGAGCUGAAGUUUAUUGAGGAGAAUGGAGGUAGUGCCAUGGAGGAGACUGUUACAAUAAUCUAGAUGGGAUGAAAUGAUUGCAUGUAUGAGGGUUUCAGCUGCAGGGUAGGAGAGGGAGGGGUGGUAGUAGGCUGUUUUGGUGAUUUGCAACAUUACAUGACAAAAUAUUAAAGCGUUCGGUCCACUGUGCAUGGGACAAUACACCCUAAUGGCCAGCAGGUUUUCAGUUUUGUAAUUUAUUCUGUGUCAAGCAUGGCUUUGCUAUCAGCCACAGACUGCGUAUCAGUGGGUGUAGAUGAGAAAUACUUCCUGAUUAUGGAUUUAUCAGUAAACUCAGAACAAUCUGAUGGUCAAUCCCUGAUCCAUGUGGACCCCAACAGGACUUUUAGCUACUAACUCUGUCUGAAGGUAACAGCACAGCAAAAAGGAACAUAGUUUACAUUAUUAAACACGAGUAAAUCUGCAAAAAACGAAACUGUAAAAUCACGUUGUUUUUUCACAUACAGUAGAGGCUCAACAGUCACUGAAUUAUAUCCAAAUUAGCAGGAAAUGGACCACAGAAAGGCAAAAAACAACCUGUUGUGAGCAUAUUGUUUCAUCUGAGCCCAGCUGACUGGGGCUGCACUAUGCUGCUGCUAGCUCCAAAUACGCGUCCUGUGUGUGAUAGACAGAGCUGCUCGACUGAACAGAGACGCAACGCUGACGGAACGCGCUCAAUACGGAUCGUAUUUUUUCGGCUUAACACUUUGCUCGUUGUGUACAAAACACAUACCAAAACUGAACCAAAACUGUGGCCCAAAAACCAAGGUACGGACUGUGCCGUGGGUUACAUGUACCGUUGCACCCCUUGUUCCUGGUACCUCAUGUGCAGUUAAAGCACAUAAAAGCAGGCUAAUAAUAGUGACUAAUCAAUGUAAGCAGUUUAAAGUGUAACACCACUUUUGCUGUUGACUUUGGUCUUCGAGAACAAAGUGUCACCCAUGAACCGUAACGAAUGCCCCCUUGACCUCUGAUAUAAAACAUAAUUUGCAUUUGUUGCUUUAUGUCCUUCCUAUUUUUGUACCUCUCUAUGCUGGAAACACUUCUGUAACAGCAUUUUCCUUCACAUGCAGAGUCCCAUCUGGCGUGAUAAUCUGUGUGACUCUUUGUCAGUUUCUGUGACCUCCGGGAAAAUUACUGUUGCUGUUUUCAUCUACAAUGCAAAAAAGUUUCAGAGUUCUUUUUGUAACCUCUAAGAACCUGAAUUAAGCAGCCCUGCCAAACUGUAUAAUAAAUUCUAAUUAUAAAGUAUGUCCUCAAAGUUUCCAAUGACUCUGAAUGUGUCAGGAUGAAUUUCAGGGGGCGCGUUUGAAAUGACGAUGCUCCAAAUAUUUAUCUGCAGCAUUAAAUUUAGUGUAGAUGUAUUGCCACGUAAAUUGUGUACAGUCUCAUUAAAGUGACACUAAAGUGAAUUUGAUGUCAUAGAAUGUGGAAAAUUUAAAUCUGAGAAGUUUGUAUGAGAGUUUAUUCAAAGUUCAAGGGGUUUCUCGGAAGUUGAAGAUCACACAGCUGAAACAUCAUCUCUGUUGAACAAAAACUGAACUUUCUCACAUAGUUGAAGGUUAUUUCUGUUUUAUGCUGCACUACCUUUAACAAGUGGUAACUGAAUGUAAAUGUUUAUAUCAAUAAUGUCAUAUUUUUUAAAGAGUUUCAGUAUUAUGGAAAAAUGGCACCCAGUCUUACGGUGAUGAUAUAUUUCUCGGUCAACCAUCUUUCGUACAGAGGUCAGGCUUUAAAAUAACAUUCAGGCUGAUGGGCCAAACUAAAAUAAUGCACUCAGCAAAUGCAAAGCCUCAAAUAAUUUAAACCUCCUCUGCCAGGUUCUGGCAAGAGACCAAACUAAUAGACCACAAAACACCCAUAAUUUCUGAGGGAUACUGGCUUCCUGUGUGUGCUAGUUUAUUUGAAAGCCCUUUCAAGUAUCUGUAAAGGUUUUAAUGGAUUGGUUUCUGCAAAGAUUUGUGGCCGCCUGUGAUUUUAUACUUUAGCUGUCCCGCUGUUUGCACCAAACAGUAAAUUGUAAAACCUGCACCAAUUUCUUUUUCCUCUUUUAUGACACAAAACUAAGAGAGUGAGGCAGACACAGUUUGCACUUUGAUCAGGAAGUUGAACGCUUUUUUUCUUGCAAAAGUGUAAUCAUGUUUUUGUUGCCAUCUGCCAUGUUGUAAUGACAGAGUUCCUGUUUUCAGCCUUAAAAGAUUGGGGUGUUUGAUAGUGGUCCUUUCUAAACAAAUUCACUUGUGGGGUUAGGAGGCUGGUUGGCUGUUCCUUGAAAAUAUCUAACCCAUCACAAGCAAAACACAAACACAUAAAGGAGUUAAAAUAACAUUUAACUAUCUAUUUCAAUGUAUUUAUUGCUAUUCCACCAAACAGGGUCCAUGUGCUCUAGCUGGGUGUGCACCUGUGUUGUAAACUUGAGUCCAAUUCAAUGCUGUAAGUUGCAACGUAAAGUUAAACCUUGUGCACCAGUUAUACUAGAGCCUGGUUUAUGUUACUCCUGGAUGGGACUUUUAUGUAGUAGCAGAAGCAGGUAACAUAGCACACUAAUGUCUUUAGGGGCAUGAUGAAAGCUAAUUUCAUAAUUAGCUUUCUUACUAGCAUUGCAAUCUGCUACCACACAAGCUUGUUCCGGGAUUGUUCCGCGAUAAUUACACUUCAACUAAAAAAAAUUAUGUUUUAUCCGAUCACUCGAUUAAUCGAUGGAAUAUUUGGUAGAAUACUCGACUAUAAGAAUAUUCAAUAGCUGCAGCCCUAACCCUUUUUAAAAAAAAACUAUAAAAACAACUAUGGCAGUACAUCUUGUUCACUGGAUGCUUCAUGAAAGUGCAUUAGGAUGACAGAAAAUGAUUGAACACUGCUCUCACAGUAAGCUGGUUUGAAGGUUUUGUCUUACCUAGUAAGCCUUGAUUAAAUCAAUGAAAGCUUUCACCUUGAGUGAGCUAUCACAUGUAUUGGGCUGAAACAGGUCCCUGUCGCUGCCCCAUGGGUACUGAUUACUCUCAGGUUGUGUGCAAUGAAGAGUGUCCGCUUCAAGCUGCCAAUGCUGUCCAGUCCUGUGAAAGGGAGGAUGUUCUCUCCUAAUCUGUCACUGGCUGGGCUGCUAUGAAAUCAGGGUUUUGGAUACAAAACCUCUCAAAUUUGUUGGGCAGUUUUCCAUUCUAUUCAUGGGAUCUAAUGAAGAAAUCGUCGGCAGCUGUCUUCAAAAUAGUAAUGAGCUGUAGUUAUCAGCCAUAACCGGCUCACACUUUGGAUUCCAUUGUUGGGUUACUUACAUUCAAAUAUCAUCAUUUCCAAACAAAGACUGUUAAACAUUCAAAAUAUGUAAUUUAUGUAAGUUUGACAUUCAGCUUUCUCAUUAAGACUUUGUCCUUUUAAUGCACAAGCCAAGACAACAGAACUCCAUUAAAUCGUUUUAACUACAGGAAACGGUAACAAAUGAGUGCGUCUCAAACUUAACCUGUGAUGCUACUCACUUGAUGACUCUGUACAAAAAAUCUUAAGCCCAAAACCAGUGGCUAAAUGUAAGAUAAGAAAAUGCAAAGAUGAUAAGACUCUAUAGAGCUGACAGUUUUUAAGUCUGUCAAAACCAAGACAGGUUUUGACAUAUUUUAGAUAUGCUUGCAGAGUGGGCAUCAUAUGCUUUCUUUUCUUCUCUACUUUACAUGAACAUAUUUGAUGCAAUCCUCCCAUUUUAAUGCUGUUAAUCUGAGAAGUCUUAAUCUCAACACCCCUAAAGGUGCUAGGCCUUAUAUCAGAGCUCCUGAGAUCCUCAAUCAGAUGAAAUCACAGGUUUAAUCAAAUCUGUUCAGUCUAUUCAGCCGUUUAUUCAGGGUCUGUGAUUCUUGCAGCAGUAACCAGGUCAUCCCUCUGACAGUGAUGAGAGGAUGUGGCACUAAUCACUGCUCUUCAAAAAAAUUAUACCUCAUGAACAAACCCUUCAUCAGGAACUUUAGGCAGACUAAUCAGGGAGAGGGAACUUGAAUUUAAAUUGUACAAUGAAGCUUUUUUUGCCAAUUAGAUUCAAAGGUCUAGAUUUUUGCAGUCAUGUUGUGCAAGUGGCUUAGCGACAUAAUUAACCGACAGCAGGAGCAACGGAAUCAUCUUUCUAUAGGAAACAGAUAGAGGGUUUCCAUGGCUACUGCCUUGUUACGGAGCAAGGCUUUCUGCUUGCAGUUUAUAAAAACAGAAACACUUGAAUUUAGAGAUAAAUAACCCAUUAUCUUCUCCUUUGAAUUGUCUGCUCUUUGACUGUGCCUGGGAUUAUUUUCCCGCCUUGCUAUAUUUCAUUUCAUAUUUUCAUUUUCUCUUCACACUGUGUCACUCCAUGUCAGUCAGGACUUUUCUCUCUGUGUUGGCUAUUUGGCAGGUUCUGAUAAAGUCAGGGGUGUUUCUUCUCUGUGAAAUUCAGACAGAGAAAUAAGAUCCAGGUUGCUGCUAAAGGUGUUCGAUUUAGUGCUUGUUGGAGAAAUUGAGGAGUACUUUGGCCAAGGCUCAAAUGUUCUCUGCUGAGAGACUUGUUGGCUUAGGGUCCAGUUCCACCCAAAAUUGGAAUGUUGUGUAAAAUUCUGCUUAAAAACAUGGAUGGUUAAAAGUCAUUUAAAUGCUAUGUUUAAUUGAAAAAAGCACAAAGACUACAUAUCAGUUGUUGAUACCGAAAGAUAUGGUCAUUGUAUGAAAAAUAUAUGCUCAUUUUGAGUUAGAUGCCAGCAACAUGCUUCAAAAAUGUUGGGAUAAGGACAACAAAAUGAUGUGUGAUGCGUCAAAGAAACAACUGAAGGAAUGUCUCCUUAAUAGAUUAAGUCACAUAACAGCAUGAGCAGAAAAAGUCUGCGUUUCCCAGAAGUAAAUAAGAGUAUCAGCACUCUGUGAGAGGAUGGGUGAGCAAAUAGGAUUUCAUCAUCUACAUAUUAUCAAUAACAGAUUCAGAGAAUCCCUGCACAUAAGGAAUAGGACCAAAGACACUAAACUAUUGCUGUGAUCUUAGGGCACUUAUGCAGAAUUACAUCAUAAACAGACAUAGGGCUGAAACGAUUCCUCGAUUACCUCAAUUACCUCAAUUACAAAAAAUGAUUGAGGAAUUUUCUCUGCCUUGAGUACUUGUUUAUUAACUUAAAUCGUCACUGUUUCACACUGAUUAUUUUCAAGGUGACACAACACCCGCUUAUGUACCAAGGUAGGAGGAGUAAGUGCGGUUUUGGUUUUGGUUUUGGUUUUGCGUAGCAGAAAAAAAUGAAUGAUGAGAGGGGCUUUUCUUCUGCAGAGCUCCAGUAGUUCAUUAGCAAUUCACCUCUGAGUCGUAGGCGGAGACAGCGCUGCUCUGCACACUCCUCUUCAUGUUAGCUUGCAGCCUAACAUUGCCGGUGUAGUAGCAGAAGCAGGUAACAUACAAGCUAUUCAGCUCUCGGACACUAAUGUCUUUAGGGCCCUUUAACCAAAAAAUGUAUGUUUUCUCCGAUUACUCGAUUGUGAGUAAUAGUGUAAUGAAGACUUGAUUACUAAAAUAUUCGAUAGCUGCAGCCCUAAACAGACAUGACUCUGUCGUGGAAAUCACUGCAUGGGCUCAAAAUCAUUUCGGUAAAUCAUCUUUUAACACACUUUGUCUAAGCAUCUAGAAAUGCAAGUUAAGGCGGUGCUCUUGUAAGGGGUAGCCCCACUCCUUGAACACAGUGUAAAAAAAAAAAGACUAUUUAGCACACAUACUGUGUACUCUUUGGUUGUUGUUGAAACUGAAUGGGCUCUGAAAGGCAUCAUACUCAGACAGAAAGGUUUAAUGGACUGUUGUACUUUGAUACAUGCAAAAACUAUGCUAUUCUAUGGUGUUGUUCCACUGUUCCACAGCAUUUACCUGCAUUAUUGAUGCACUUAGAGACAGAGAGAACAGAUUUUGUUUAAUCAAACAAAAUACGCAGAGCAAAAAGAGACAAAAGGGGAGAGGUUGGGAGAGACUGCAGAAUGAGAAGGUGCAGCCAAAGUGAAAAUGAGAUGAAUCUGUCACAAAAAUAUAAAUCACAUUAUGGGACAGUCCACCCUGAAACCUCCGUCAAUGAUUAAUGUUGAUGGCAGUGUUGGUCCAUGCUGGAUAAAUUUGCAGUAAAGCAUUGCCAUUACCACAUAGCAGAAACAGCCACACAGCCGGGAUACAAAGAGGACACCGAGGGAGGGAGGGGGGAGUAAGGAGAGACAAAGCAGGAAGAGGAUAUGUGCGAGAGUGUGUUGGGGGAGAUAUCGGGCACCUGUAACAACGAAAAUGGCUGCAUUUUAUUGUUUCUGUCUGGUGCCAUCUGCAGCGGUGAUUGAAAUGGAAAGAGAGCGAGGGUUGAUGGAGGGGAACUGUGAAAAACAAUGGCAAAUGAGACAGCAAGGUUCGGGUGAAAUAAUGGAAGAAAGCAAAGAGAGAGGAGUGAUGGAAAAAUAUUAGAACCAGUUUAAACCUUUUAAAAAGAAAUCAGUGAGUUCAACUGCUUUUCAGAGACACUCCUGCAAGGAUGGAUGCAGGGAAGAGAACAAUAGGGACUAGAUUUCUGGGAGUAGAGUCUCACAGUGGGCGCUGUGCACCUGUAAUGUCGGCAUCAAGCCUUUAUCAUCAUAAACACACUCCAGUUAUUGUCCUGAUUAGAGAUUUGGAUGAAUGAGGUGGCAAAAAAAUAAUCAAAUAAAUGGAAACAGCAGGAGAUGCAGGAAAAAGCAGGAGGUAGGGGAACAGAUUAUAAGGGGGUGAUUGGGCAAAGUAAUUGAAAACGCUCGGUACAACUAUGACAGCUGCUAAUAACAGAUGCUUCUGCUGCAGGAUUGUGCUGAUGCUUUAUUUUAACUGCGAUUAUCAGAGAAAAUAAAGGACAGGGAAAGGAGAAAUCUCAGACAUAGGUCCACCAGAUCAGGAUUUGACUUAUUCUGGCUCAUUAUUGGCAGGCUGCUGACUGUGUGCUUGGUGACAGCAACAGUUAAGGUGAGUAAUUAGAGUAAUGAAAAAUGGUCAUAAAACCUGGAAGAGGGUGACAUAAAUACAGGGGUAUGCACUCAAACACAUAGACUAACUAAAACAUAAAUUGAUUUGUUAGUAGAAGUAGCUUAAGUCAAGGCCUGUGUCAAAAGCUGCAAUGCAGUGAGGAGUCCAAAAUUCCUACAGGUUAUCACAGUAACCUCUGCUUCAUCUUGAUUUACCAACAAAGGGCUUCCCCAGGUUUUGAAGGGAUCCCCAGUGGUCUGGCCUCAGUCAUGCGAAAAAGAGGUCUGGUUUUUCAGCAGCCUUUUGUCUUCCACAAUGAAGCUCUUCAGCAGUGACACACAAUCUGUAUCAUUGUUGUGCAAUUAGUUCAUUUUGGUUUAAUUUUUUUCAUGUGAUUUGUUGACAUGAAGAAAAUAAUCAGGACAUAUUUGUUUACAUAAUUCAUGCCAGCAAGACUGGGCAAUAAAUCAAAAUGUUAUGGUUAUCAUGUUAUGAGCAUUUGACACAUUGUGAAAACCUGAAUUUACUGCAAUAAUAAAAUUUAAUUUUAUAAAUAAACAAGCCAUGGUGUUCCGGUCAACAUAAUCACAUUUUACCAUGCUCAAUGUGAAGGCCUGGGUUUAACGGCAUCUUUUAUGUAGUUUUAAUGCAGUCAGAUUAAACUCCAGUUAGUGAUUAAUUAUCCUCAGAUCAGCUGGUAUCAAUCGAAAAACAAAAAACUCUUUUUGGAUUUGUUUUGGAUUCAGAAGGAACAUGCUUGAUAGAGGGGGGAAGGGAGAAAAAAUUGAUACAGCAUAGUAUUGCGAUAUUUUGUCUGGUGAGUUAUUGUCUCAUAGACCAAGUAUCGAUUAAUUGCUAAUAUGAAGUCAAAUCUAUGAUAGUGGAAAAAUAAAAUCAACUGUUUGUCCAGUGAGGUUGGCAGAGGUGACAUCAUAGAGCAGGAGAAAGUUAGUACAACAAAUAUCUCAGCAACUGGAGGGCAUUGCAAAAUGUUAAAAAUCGCAAAAAUAUCACCAGUGGGGCCACUCGUGAUUCCCACCCCUAAUACUUGACAUGAUAGUAUGCACUUGUUAAUAUAAUUAUCAGACUAUUGGACACUAUUAUCACCCGUUAAAUAUUCUUCUCAUCACGUGCUGUCCUACUGGUCAACGGCUAGGUUGUAAGAACAUUUUCAAACUUUUAAAUUAAAACAGUUUUAGCCCCUACUUUAAAAAGUUUCCAUUUUAAUCGCUUGCAAUUGGCCUGUCAAUAUACCAGUGGAUUGCAACUGUUUACAUUAGAGUAUGAAACGUUAAUAAUGGGCCAAACAUACGCACACAAUAAUACUGUGAGUUCAUAGCUACGGUCCUUGAAGCUGGUUAAGGCACAUCAUAAAAUGGUGGAAAGACAAAUAAGCAGCAGCAGUCUCCCUGUGAACUCCAUAAAAGAUGGUUGUGAAUCAUAAAAUUGUUUUAUUUUUGGUUUUACUAGAUUCUAGCUCUCUGUAGUAAACACCCCUCACUAAAGCUACUUUUGUUCUGCGAGCCGUUGAAGUAAUGAAACCCUCCUCCUGGGAUUUUUUUAGAGGACUUUUGCCUGAUUCUUGGGACAAACAAUCUCUUCUGUUUAUUUGCCCAUUAGUAUGGACUAACAGCAGGAUGCUCCUCCUGCUUUCAUCUCUUGAAUUUUCCUCCUAUCCCGUUUGUUUUGGCAUGCUUUGUUUUUCUCUUGUAAACCACAUUGUAUUUCCCCUGCAUACAAAUUGCACUGUAUAAACGAACUUACUUGCUUUGCGCCUUAUCAGGUUAUGGCAUGCAGACCUGGAGCAGAGCUGCCACUUUCCCAGAGCAGGUUUUCAGUGUCAGUAAUAACAAUAGUAAUGGUUCUCAGUGUUCUGCAGCAGGGAACAGAAAUGGGAAGUGAAAUUGCUGUUACAAGUGUCAGACCUGUCUGCUGUCUUGGUACAUGAAACCUAGGUUUUAGACCGACUUGUACCUGAAAGCUGCUUGCAGGAGAAUAGAUUUAUUCUUGAGUUAUUCAUUGUUUUUUUUUUUCAGUUAUUGGACACAGAAUGAAAAGAGAGGUGAGGCUGAGGGGGCCACAGACGAGAACACUCAACAGGAGGCAGACUGAGAGAGGAGAUUGAAAUUUUCCAGCACCUGUUAAGUGGCAUUGUUACAGAAAGGAGACUGGCAGGGGGCUAUUGGGGGAUAAUUGCUAGUUGUUAGUAUUUGAUGAUAUCAAACUUCCAGGAAUAUGGCAGGACAAUAGUUGGAUCUGAAGCAGAAAAUGGAGAAAGCAGAGGUAGUUCAUGUGGAGGAGGUGAUUGACAGUUAAAAGUGGUGAGCUUGAGUUUUGCAGACGGUUGAGGAAAAAAAAAUGAACAGAAUACAAAACACUGAAGUCGAGUUCACAGUCUGCGGCGGGGUGUAUCUAUUGUACCCCACAGGUGAUCUCAUACCUGGUGAAAAAAAUCAAUCAUUUCAGCCGCAGCUUGUGUAAGACACUGCCAAAACCUAUGCAAGACAGAUGUUUCCUUGCAGCAUAGUGAGGUGUAGUCUAUGGGAAGAAAUGAGCAGAACCUGAUUUCACUGACAUCUGCCAGGACUGUAAAGGACAGUUCAGAUAAAACUGGCAGAUAAAGUUGAAAAUGCUGACAGCUGUUUCUGUAAGCAACCAUCAUUGUCAUCACAGAUCUGCAUUUGUCCUUUACUUUCUUUAAAAUGAAAAGAAAUAAGAGUAAAUUCAAUAAAAAAAACCUCUCUGCUGCGUUGGGAGUGUUUCAUAUUUAAACUGAAUGGGCAGAGGCAAGCUUCAUGCUCCAGUUAAUAAUAUCCUUUGGCUCUAAUGACAAAUAGAAGGAAUACAGAAUCUGAAAGUAGUGUAACUGAGUGGAAAAACCAACCAGCUUGUAAAUCUGGGGCUUGUUAGGACUCAGACGACAGCUACAGUAAUGGCACAAGCUCUGUCAGCUCUCUCCUCGUCAGCUUGUGUGAUGGUGUGCAUCCGGCGGCUGUUUGUCAUCGUGGUUUUAUACCCUGUGGACAAACAUCCAGCGACAACAGUUUAAGUAACGAGAAACUACCGGGAUCUCUGAGAAGAGGAGAAAAUGUUUGACUUGGAUGGUUUGAUGUAUAAGUACAGCAAACACAAAGCAGAACAUACAGAGAGAAAGAUGAACAGAGUAGCAGCUCGAAUUAAAGAAAAAGUGCCCAGUUAUUCAGCUUUAGGUCAAGGUUGGGGACUUGGAGGUUUGUGUUGCCGUAACAACCCUACAUUGCCUGCUGGCUGCUAUGACGAUGCGUCAAAAAUAGGUUUGCUAGAAGGGUGGGUUCGUAGGUUAGUAUCAAGAGUGAAGCAGAUCUCCUUCAUGAAGUAAUUACGUAUCGCACCAUCAGACAGAAGUACACAAUGAAGCUAUUGUUUCUUCAACAACACAUGAAAAGAGUCUUUAUGUAAGGUUAUGAUAAUAAUAAUGAUAAUAACUUUAUCUAUAUAGCACCUUUAAAAACAGAUGUUUACAAAGUGCUUUAACAGAAAAAAACAAACUAAGGCAGAAACAGACAAAGGAAAAUUGACAGUUAAAAAAAUGGACGGUUAAAGGUUGGUGGUUGAUGGUUGACUGCAUCACAUCAGGAAGGUGAAAAAGAAGAAGGUGGAUAGUGCACAGAUAAAACAGGAAGAGAAAUAAAUACGUUGAUCAUGUAAAAUAAUGUAAAAUAAGAGUAAUAAUGAAAAGGGAGGGAGUAUAUUAAAAUAUGAGAAAAUAGUAAAAACAGGACUAAAAUAAUAAUAAGAUAAACAAUAUGAAUAACUGACAAGGUUAAACAAGAGGUAUGCAGGCAGUAAAAUAAAUAAAUAAAUAAAUCAUGCAUGAAUCUCUAAACUUUUCAUGAUCCUACAAGUCAAAGAGCAGCUACAUCACAUCUUCACAAGCUGAAGCUAGAAAAAAAAUGAGUGACCUUUAGCAGUUAAAGCAAAGGAGGAGGAUAAUUAGUCCAGCGCAUUAAUACCUGCUGACAAUAAAUCAGUAGCUAAGUAAAGUUAAGUGUGUUCAUAAUUCUACUUAAGGCACUGUGAGCAGUUUUGAGCUGUUUAUGAGACAGACUGAAUUUAAUUCAAAUGCCUUUUCAUGACCUCCAUGAGCAAAAAAAAGACCAUCGAGGAGUUCAUUUGCCUUUUUUAUAUUCCUGGGAACUGUAUUAAAUUCAUUUAACUGCUGCCUCAGUGUCUGUUACACACAAGGUGAUUAACAGUGUGCUGCUGAAAGGAGUUUUAUUCUGAGUUUAAAUCGAAAAGAUUUACAAGAACUGACACGUUUCAUGGGUAAAAGACUACAGGAGAUCAUCUUCUCCCUGAUGUGAAAGACAUGAUCAGGAGAAAGAAAAGAGGUUCAACUUUGGCCACACAAGCUCCACACAAAACUAAAGAUGCUCAAGCUUAAAGGUUAGUAAAAUUAAAGCAAGAGACCAAGUGUUAUAGGAAGACUUUAAGAAGGCAACUAAAUGUGUUUUCAUGAUUGAUCGCUCUGCUGAAUUUUCUAUUAAUUUUAAUGGGCUAAUCAUUUACAGUAAGGGACGUCAGAAUAAAGAGAAAAAAGCACCCUCUCCAGUUUGAGGAGAGUUUGUUUACCCCGAUCACAACUCAAAAUUAAAGACUGCCUUUUACCUACAAAUAAGACCGAGAGUAACAGAGUCACAUGAUGAUUAAAGUCGUUAAUUUGCGAGAAUUAAGUCAUUACUAACUAAAAGAAAGUCAUUACUUACGAGAAUAAAGUCGUAAUAAAAUCAUUAUGAUACUUAUGAUAAAGUGGUGCUGAUAUUCCAAAAGAUCAAGUAUCGCCUUAUUUAGGAAACCUAUAUUGACGUAUAUUUUCACAAAAUGCUUCAUGACUCUCAUUUUAACAACUGUCAUCUUACAUAACAGGUUAGAAUAUAAGGACUUUAUUCUGACUUUAUUCUUGUAAGUAAUGAUUUUAUUUUCUCAUAAGUUAACAACUGUAAUGUCGAAAUCUUAGUAUUUUUUAUUUCUCAAUGUGGCCCUAAUACACUGAAAAAAAAAUCUUUAUCAUGACCAGGCAUGAAAAUAGUUGCCAACUAUAUAUUUUUGCGUAAUUAUUAAAACUUGAAUUAGUUAAUUAGGUCACACACACACGCAUUAAAUCAUUUCGCUGGUGGUUUUAGUUUCUGUUAGUCUGUUUCAUUCGUUGUUAAAAAACAGGAGGAGCUUUAAAGGCUGCUGGAGCAGAUGUAAAAGAUGCAAACAUCAGAGAGUUUGUGAUUUAUAAAAAAGACAAAGUUGCAUCAUAACAGCCUGUUUUUAUUUUCAUUUGGGCUAAUCGUAUGUUUCCUUCAGGCUCCAAUAUGCCUGAGGCAGGUUUAGUCCAGAGUGUGGUGGUUUAAUCAGCCAGAGAUAUCUAUAAAGUAUGAAGCCUACUGGUUACAGUAUUCAUAUCUGUUUACAGUUUGGUACUCCAGUCAGCAGAGGUUUUAAGUUAAACUUAUCUACAAAGCAUGUUUUUGUGGUUGAGCUCAUAACAUUUCCAGGGUGGGAGGGAUCUUCUAUUUCCAAACUAGUUCAACCAUUGUAGUCUAGUACUUUUCCAGAAGUGUGCAGCAGCAGCAGGCAUCAAACCAGCAGGGCACAAGAGAGACUUAAUAGUACGUCAGAAAUCAGAUGAGCUGAGGGUAAGCUUAUUUACAUCUACAAACAUUUCUUUCAUUGAAAUACUGAUGAAGACAAAUUUUGCAACCUGACAGCAGUUUCUGCAGAGCUUUGAAAGCAUCCCCCCACAGAUGCACCAUCAUCUUAUACAACAGCUACCAGAUCUGAGGGCAGUUUGUACAAGAGGUGUGUUUGUUUGCUUAGCAUUCUGCCCCGGAUCUUUCAAUCUGUAUCCUGUCAGCCCACUUCAGCAUUUUUAGUCCAGCGAAGUGCCAGUUGAGGGACUGGUUCAGAAUCAAUCAACAGACACAGAAACGGAACAAAGAAGAGGCUUGUUUCAUGUGUGCCCUUGUCCUUUCUGUGGACAGAGUGGGAAACAAACUGCUCGAGGAUUGGUGAUGAAAACAGGUGAAGAGAUAAAGCAGCUGUAACUGAAACAGCAGCAAAGAGAAAAGGAGCGAGCUCCUGUGGCCGAACAAAAAUAAGAAAGAGGAACAGUUUAAGGUGAGCAAGGAGGACAGGCUGUGAGGGGAGGAAACGAGUUAGAGGAAAAGGAUCAAAGUGCAAAAGGAGAGGAGGAUUCAAGAUGUCAAUAUGGUCAAUGAGGCUAAUGGCAGAAAAUGACAUCCUGUCUUUUAUCUCUUUUUUUUUUGUCUCUACAGGUUUUCCUCGGGACAGGAAGUCAGAUCUCAGGCCAGGCAUGGCUGUCAGACCCAUGAACAGCAAACAAACACAUAGAAACACUCUCACAUGUGUAGAUGAAGUACAACACCAUUGAGAGCAGCUGCUUGUGCCUUAAAAACACACAUAUCCAUAUGCAGGAGGGAUAGUUUCAGAUACAGCGGUGUAAUGUAAAUCAGUGAGUGUGUGCAGGUGACUGAGCAGGUGUUUUAUGAGGCUUCAGAUGAACAUGUGCAUCGCAGACAGCUGGCAUUAAGUGGGAGCUGCAGGGGUCUUACCCUCGGAUUACAGUUUAGGAGAUUAGAGCUAAGCAGCAGUCACCUCUAGCUCACCAAGCUCAUGAAACUUCCACUGCAAGCCAACAGAGCAUACACAGACACACACAUAAACACGCACACACACUGCAGCACAUCUGUAGAACACAAUUAAAUUAGUGCAACUGGCAGACACUGUGCAACCCAAGUUCAACAACAACAAACACACAUUAGGCACAAAGACACAUACACACACAUGGAGUGUGGGCUGCAGGACAGACGCUGCCCCCACCCAUCCUGCGGUCGUCCUCCCAAAGCCAGCUGGAAAGAAGAUGAGAUUUGGGGCUGAUUGGUUUUGUCCUUUUCCCCAUCACAUCCUCUGGGUAUCACUACAUCCACCGCUGUCGCCUUUUUCUUAGCAACUUGUGGACUCUGGAUAGAAAAACCUCAUAAACAUCUUUUCCAUCUGAAGCAGGUCAGGCAAUUGGCUUGUGAUGCUUUGAUUACAUUUCUCAGAGAUAUUUUUACUCGGAUCUUUUUUUUUAUUGUUUUAUCUUUUUGGCCACGGGGCGAAGAAAGAAGACAUCUUUUUAAGCGUUGAUGGACAUCAUUCCAGUCGGAUUUGGCAGGAUCCCUUAACUGCAAAUUGGACGUGGAAGAGGUGUCUGCUCUUAAUCAAAUCAGAGUCAUGAACAUUUGACUACAUCGCCAGGGUGUUUGAUUUUUUCACCUUACGAAGGUUUCACAAGUCCAGCACAGGGAGUUCAAACUUUGAUAAUUCCAUUCCCAAUUUUUCAACUCUAUGUUAGUCAUCCUAUGGUGAGGAAUGGCCAAGGAAGAUUUGACAAAACUGCUAUUCCCCAUAUCAGUCUCAGUGCCUCAGUGAGUCCUGCAGAGUGCUGGGUGAGGUGAACCUCAAAGGGAAGGUAUAAGAGAAGAAAAAAACAGGAGGCAUACCACGGAGAAACCAGCUCACAUUGUUGGAAUCAGAUAGGAACUGAAAAAGAGAGUUAGAAAAAAAAGGUGUAUUUUUGGUUCAGUUUGGCGAGAGAUGUGAUGGAACACCCGUCAGGCCAAACCACCUCGUGUCUACUGCUCCUCCCUCCCCCCCUCCUCCUUCCUUCUUCUCUCCCUCUCUCCGCUGUUCUCAACUAGUCUGCCAGCUUUCCUUGGCUUCGUCGCUUCAGUGCUACGAGGGAGACAGAAAAAGAGAGAGAAAUCAGAGUGCCGGAGCUCAGCUCAACGCUCACAUAGAUGGCAGAGCAGAUGGGGAGGACCUGCUGCAUCCAUUCACAUCGAGCGCCGGCUUUCUCUGGAGAUGGACAUUGCAGUCAAUCUUAGAAAAGAAGGAGGGAAAAAGAGAGUGAAAGCAAGAGAAAGGAAAGUUAGAAGGUAAAGAAGAAGAAGAGGAUGAGUAAAAGAUAGGAAGGUGGAAAAAGCAGAGGCUGUGAUCUGAGGAGAGAUCACCUCUCAUCGAGAGCAGAGGACUUUGGAGGCUGUCAGGCUACAGCUGUGUGUAAUUUAGCUGCGAGUCAACCGUGCGUGUGUGUGUGUGUAUGUGUGUGUGUGGAGACAGUUUUGUGUGUGAGGGGAGCACAUAGCUGUGAAGGAGAGGGAGGGAGAGGCUCCAGCCAGAGACAGAGAGAAAGCGUAGGAGCGUCGCUGAGUGCACAGCUUGACUGUGAGACAAAUUGACUCUGACACACUGUCUCCCGUCAGUGAGUGUACGUGUGUGUGCGUGUGUGUAUGUGUCUCGUCUAACGUAGUGGGUGAUCUUUCACUAGUCAGGAGGUCACUCCUAUCACACUGACCAGGCUGUGGUGGUCAUUGCGAGGAGGCAAGGAAAGCAGAGAAGGCGGUGGUGGACUUGAGACAGUGGCAGGCCUAGGGGUGGGGUCAUGGCCAUGGGGGGGCCGUAUCCCGUCCUCCACUUUGCACCGGGACAGACGCUGGGGCUGGGGGUCUUGGAGCGGAGGUCCAUUCAGAGGAGCUCCCAGACUCUCCGAGCUCAGGCCCUGGCUGGGUGGGGGUACAGUGGGGGCAGCAGCAGGAGGUGGAGGAGGUAGUACUGGUGAAGGAGGCGCGGCGGAGAAAGGAGGCAAGAUGAAGUGUUCCCGCAGAGUCUGGGUGCUCCUGGGCUCGCUGGCUCUUGUCUUCCUCACCUCGCUCUUCUUCUCUGUUUCACUCCGUGGGGGUGUCGGCUUCAACUACCUUGAGCCGCCUGGAUGGGAGGAGUCGAGGCGGGUGAAACUGGUUCCCAGCUAUGUGGGCGCACACAAGCUGGCACCACCUGACGCCCCUCAGCAGAAGACGUGUGCCUGCCCACGCUGCGUCGGAGACCCCGGGGUUUCCGAUUGGUUUGAUGAGAACUAUGACCCGGAUAUCUCACCUGUCUGGACAAGAGACAACAUGCAGCUGCCGUCUGAUGUCUACUACUGGUGGGUGGUAAGUAACAUCAUCUAUUUAACUUUACUGCUUGAGUUGUGACAUGACAAGUACUGUGCAGUCACAUAGAAUGACAUUUUCAACCUGACGGAUGCAGAGGCGGAAAAUCACCAGAACAAACAUUGCAAGCACUCUGAGGGGAUUUACUCCAAACAAAGCCUGACUUACAUUAUCAAGAUAACGUCAGGGUUACUUCUGGACUUUUAGAACUAUAAAGGCAGCUCUCUAGUAGAUCACCAUGGUAACAUGCUGAAAACUAUCUGCUAGAUAUCAGUUUGUUGAAAACUCUGCCGACUAACCCCUAGGGGUGGGAGAAAAAAAUCGAUACAGCAUAGUAUUACGAUAUUUUGUCUGGUGAUAUAUCGUAUUGUCUCAUUUACCAAGUAAUGAUUUUUUUAAAUUAAUUGCUAAUUUGAAGUUACAUAUAUGAUAAUGGAACAAUAAAAUCAACUGUUUGUCCAGUGAGGUUGGCAAAUGUGACAUCAUAGAGCAGGAGAAAGUUAGUAAAACAAAUACAGUAGCACCUGGAGAAAGACAUUAGGAAUGCAAGCAGGGCACAAAUGAGAUGGACCUGACAUGUAAGGUUUGCAAGAUGUGCUACAUAAAAAUAGAAUACUGUGUAAGUAAGACAAACAUAAAGGAAAGACUGAUGCUAAAUUAGCUGAACAGUUCAAGAAAUUGUAUAAAUCGCAAUAUAUUGUAUCACAAUACUCACUGUAUUGCAAAAUAUUAAAAAUUGCAAUAAUAUUGUAUCGUGGCCCAAGUAUCGUGAUCAUAUUGUAUCAUGGUGUCACUGGUGAUUCCCACCCCUACUCACCCCUAAAUUCGCAUGAUCAUUGAUUCAAUGGGGGGGGGGGGCAACAAGCCAACCACUGAUUUUUAUAUAAAGGAAAUAUAAAACUAUUUACUGUGUCCUCCUGAUAUGACCCUUCAACAGGGACUAAAAUAAGCUAACAUCAGAGCCUUGAAGUUAUUUCAGCCUGCUUAAUAGAAGUAAAAUUGCGUGUGCUAAUCACGGUGAUGUUUUAAUGCUCAUUUUAUUAUCCAAGCACUGCUCCAUUUGACGCUUUGAGAGCUUCAGUGAAAAUAAGUCUAAAGCUGUCAAACAAGGCGAAUCAAUCUGAGCAACAGAUCAGUUUCAGUGAAUAAACUGGAGUAAUUAUAGUCAGAUCUAUCACACAGUAAUGGGAAAGUGAUACCAUGAGUCUAAAUAAGUGCACUGACUCAGUUUCUCUCUGUCUCUCACAGUUACUUUCUAUUUCAAAUGUAGCCGUGUCGAUUUUAGUCCAGUUUAUGUGCUUAACUUAUUCAUAUUGUUAAAAAAAAAAAGUCCCCGGUAAAGUUGUGUGCACAAACAAAAAAGUUAGCUGGCGUGUUGUUAAAAAUAAAAAGGAAACAAUGUUGUAUUUUGUUCCUCAGUGCUGGGACAGAACCAAAUACAGAUCGCCUAGUGUGUCUGGCCUCGGCCUGUGGCAUCUUGACUCAGCAGCACUGAAGUAAAACCAGGGUGUACAGGAGUGGGAGUCAGGAUGGUUUUGCAUGAAUUCCAAUGCAAGUCAGUCCUGUCGUUAUGUCACCACAGGAGCCAAAUUAAAUCACCUUGUAAAAGCUGAGUUUUUCCACAGAAACUAUGCAGAGGCUUUUUUGUUUCCACAUUCUCAGAGCUACCAGACUUGAAGAUGACUUCAGCUGAUGCUGUAUGUUGAGAAGGAAAACCAUGUUUUUCAUUACAUGAGACCUUUAAGCUCUUAAAUAUUUUAGGCUUGAUGAUUUAACUCUCUAAAACCAUUCAGCACUGAGAUCUUUUUGAACAGAUCAGAGGUUAAGAAAAUAAAUUUUCUUCCUGUUUUGAAUUUCUUGUUUUCUUUAUAAGUAAGCAGCUGAGACUCUAAGCUGAUCUUGGUUUCAGGAAAAAGUGAAACCGUUCGCCUGGCUCUGUAAGAGGUGGAUAUGACAUAUUUAUACAAGACAAAAGCACACACUAAUGCACUUUUUGACAAAACCCAGCUCAGUAAUGUCACUCUGCUUACAGUCUGUAUUCAAUGCUACAUGAAGCGAGCUCUUGCUAAGUGCCACUCUGAAGAGAGUAGGCGUAUUUCUAAUUGCCUAUGUGAAAACUACUCACCUUUGUCUACAGGUAUGUGUUCGCUCGUGUGUCCAAGUACAUCCAAGAAAGCUACUGUGUCUGUUUACGUACACUCGUCAGAUCGCCUGCAUUUAGCUAAUCUCUUGGUUUGACACCUACCCCCCAACCGUUGUUUCAGACAUUUAAAAUAAGAGUAGAGAAAUAGUCACCCAUAUUGUUGUUUUUUUUUUUUUUUUUUUUCGUUUUUUUCCUUUUUCUUUUUAGGUCAUAAUGAGGUAUCAUUGUUCAUUUCAGUCUAUUUCAUGACCAGAAAAAAACUCGUUCAUGACUCAAAACAAGUCGAAAAUAACAUUGUGUGUUGUUGUGCUCACUCAGUGCGAGUAGAAGUCAUAAGUAGUGCAUUGAUAUGAAUGUUCAUGUGAAAUUUCAUUAGCGGAGCAAGUAAUUCAGCAAUGGCAGUGCGCCGCUGCUGGAUGAAUGUAGGGAAAACACUGUUCUGUACAUUACUAAAACACAUCUCUGUUUAUUUCAGCCUGUUGUGUAAACAAUCAAAAAUUCCUUACAGGAGCUUUAAAUUUAAAUUUAAAGUAGUUUAUGUUACAAUUAUGUCAUCUAAAAAACUCUUCUUACUGGCGCCUCGUUGAGGUGCAGAACAAUCCCUAAAGGGCUGAUAUAGCUCAUCUGAAAGCUGUUUGUCGUCUGCCACAAAAGAAGAAGAAGCAGAAAGUAAAAAGUGUCAGUCGCAGGUUAACAGGUGCAACACUUCGCUGUACAAUUCAGAGCUGGAGAAAAAUGCGGAGAUGUCUACAGCUGUCAAAGAGUUCUCGUGUGUUACUUGUUAAAAAGGUGAAGGAUUGUGAGGAGAAGUGCAAACUUUGCGUGUGUGUGCGCGUGUGUGUGUGUGUGUGUGUGUGUGUGUGUGUGUGUGUGUGUGUGUGUGUGUGUGUGUGUGUGUGUGUGUGUGUGUGUGUGACAUGUGAGAUUUUGAUCAGGACACCAUCAUACAGGGACUAAUACAUCAUAAUCACGGAUCUGUCCUCAUCCUCUCUCCUCCAACCAAUCCCCUCUUACGAAUAGUUUGUGUCCUUGGACUCAGCAGAGAGGGACACGUGCUUGAUUACUGAGCUUUUCUGAAACCACAGCUCAGAAAUGGCUCUUACACUGAAAUUAAUGUGUUUCCUGAGUCGAGAGAGAGGAAGGACUUUGUUAAAGAAUGGCUGCAUUAGCACCCAUUUUCAUUGUGUGUCUAAUCCUCUUUAUUGGUCUCUUUUCUGUGGUGCAUGCUCAUUUGUCUCUUGAUAUCCACUUGUAUCUAAGAAUUAAUGUGUUUGUGUGUUUUUUUGCGUUAUCUCCAGUUUUUAAUGGUGUCCUUCAGAGGCUGCUCUAACAGCUUGUUUCAGAGCUGUAGCCUCAGUCCAGCUUUGAAAUGGCACAAAACUGCAAACACAGGCCAACAGCUGCCAAGUCAUUAGGUCAGACUGCAACAUGGGAGUGACGAACUGGGAGAGAGGGGAAAGAGAAAAGAAGACAUGAAUGGGAGGAAGAAAGUGAGAUCAUAUACAGCACAAAAAUGCACUGAAGGAAAAUGGGAAUGGUGCAACUUCAAAAGGCGGGUGUGAGAUAGGGAUGAAUUUGCAAAUUAAAGAGGAGGGAAAGAAAAACAAACUAGAAAGAACGGGAAAGAGAGAGAAAAUACAGAUGAGGUUUCAAAGGAAGGAAAAAAGACUGAGCAGAGUAAACAUUCCACUCUUGACAGACCUUGAUCGAAUUUUUAUCUGUCUUCUUGUCAGGAGUGCUUCCCUGUUGUUCUGAGUGGAAUAGAACAAAAUAUCCAAUUGCACAAAGCUGUCUGACCUUGCAGUGUUUGCAAAUAUGGCUUGUAGAGCCUCAACUGUCAUUUCUGUCCCUCAGACAAACACUGGCCGUAGGUGCAGACACAUCAGGCCCAAGAAUUUAAACAUGUUUUCUUAACACUGUUGCCUUAGAUUUGAAAACAAAUAUGCAGGAGCAGGUUGGAAAUAGAAAACAAAUAGACAACAUAUCUGGGAAAAAAGGCUUUAGUAAAAGGACACAAUCAGCUAAAGAGGGAUUAGAGCAUUUUCUUCCAAGAAUGGGAACACAGACUAUAUAUCGUCCUGGAGAAGAAAGAGCCUCCAGGAAUCCUUCCCAGAUUUGACUUGCUUUUAGCUCUUCUAAGAAAAAGAUCUCAGUCCCCUAUCCAAUCAACUCAUCUAAGUAGGACAGACAACAAUGGUUAUGUGCGCAAGACUCAUGAACUAUCAAGCCUGCUCUGCACUAGAGCAUUGAGCAAAAAAAAAAAAAAGACAUGUAAAAGAAUAUUUUUAGUGUAGGACUUAAAUUACACUGAGGUGUGCUAAAAUACCUCCUAAACACGCAUGCCAACGCCUCAUCUGUCAUUUUGAUUUACCCUGAAAUAGCUGUUAGUGAAUAUUUCAGUAGGUUUGGGCCCACAGUCCUCUCUGAGUCCUAAUAUGCGCAGGUGUGAAACUGAGAGUGACCUCAUGAGUUUCAGUGCUUGGUCUAGCACUGUGACACACAUCCCAGACUCAGUCAUUAUUUUUUGUAUGUUUGUGUGUGUGUGUGGAUGUAUUUGUGUUUGCUUUCUUUCUUUGAAUGUGUGACAGAGUAUUUAGAUUGGGCUAUUAUAUUUGCACAGUUUUGGUCUUUGUUUUCUGUGAAGUUUUUUUAUGUAAUAUUGCAAGGUUUGUACAGCUUAUAAAUCACUGAAUGGAUUAUUAAGCAUGUUACAACCCUGGUUCUAAUAAAUUAUUAAUAAAAGAAUGACUUGAAUAUUUGAAAUUCAUUAAAGCCCUUAAUGUAAUUGAAAAUAGAGCAAACACGAUAUAUCAAAGUUGAACCUGAAAAAUGUAAUUGCUGUUUUAUUUAAAAAUGGGCCAAAAUAUAUUCUUAUGGUAACUUAUGGUUCCUCUUUUGCGUAAAACAAUUUCCACCUGCAUUUAUUGAUGCAGCAUCAAACAGUGUUUACUGACAGUGUUUUUUGGAAGUGAUUUUGAGGCCAUGAAGUGAUUUGCACUGCAGAGUUUGAUCUGUUUUUGGAAACAGUGCUGCCUGUGGCCCUGAGAUCAUGGUCAUCCAGCACUGGUGUUUGGCCCUUGACUCUAGUGUUCAGGGAUUUCUCUGAGAUUCUUUGAAUCUUUUUAAAGAUAUAUAUUUAGUUGAGGUGCCCAAACUUUUGACAGUUUUUAAUUUUCUUCAGACAGAAUGGAUUACAGUUCAUUGGCAAGCUAAUGCUUGUUUUGUCAUUUAGCUGAAUCCAUAGUCUGUAUAUACUAUGGACAACUUGGUUCCACCUCCCGUCAUUAUAUGAAUUUGAAGCCGAAUUGCUCUCGGUAUUUCUGGGAUUUUCUCCACUUCCUGGAACCACCACUUGCGCAGUAGCGUUGUACUAAGGUUUGCGUUGUACUAAGAUUUCUGUAAUGAAAUCUGGGGACAUCUGGAGCAGGGGGGAUUGGGGUGUGUGAUCACAGACAACACCUCAGUACUACUUAGCAGCAGCACAUACCCCCCCAUACUAACCCCCUGUAAAAACUGUUGUUCAGCUCGCGCUCAACAUGCUUACUCGUGCUUCCUACCUACUCGGCUACCGUAAUAACCGUUGUUCUAGUCAACACGCAACAUUUUUGUUCUUAUUCAUAAAACGCUUAAAUCAGGGAAAGCUUUAGCUAGGGACAUGUCAUCCAGUAGGGGAUUAUUCCCAGAAAUCGGGGUCAUCUGGUCACCUCACGUUGUACGCACUCCACCACUUGCGCAGUAGUAUUGUACGCAUUCAGCGGGAGAGUUGCCGAGUUUUGUUGUGAAGACGCUUGGCUCAACAGCGUAUGUUGUAUUCCCCGGGUAGCUACGCAAUCAUAAGCCCAUAGGCUGUAUCAAGUGUCAGUCAUAGAAAACAUGAACUCCCUAAUAACUUUUAAAAAUUGAACUGGGUGAAGCCACCGUGAGAACAGCACCCUCUGUUGAUGGGCUGCAGUAUAGGUCAUAAAUCCCGCCUCCGCCAGCAAAGCUUAUGGAGCUGUGGACAAACUUUAGAAAUUUAUUACACAGAACAUACAUUUUUCUCCCCCCUGCUUGUGAUGUUGACAUGUAGUUAUUGUAAGACUGGUUUGUGCUCAAGUUCUCUUUUUUUUUCUGUGAAGCUCCGUUUUUAAAAGUUAUUAGGGGGUUCAUGUUUUCUAUGAUUGACACCUGGUACAGCCUAUGGGCGUUCAGGGAUUGCGUAGCUCUCCCGGGGUAUACGCUGUUUGAGCCGAGCGUCAUCACAGCGACUCUCGGUGACUGCACGGCCGAAUGGAAAUGAAGAAAAAUACUGAGAGCUUUUUGGCUUCAAAUCCGUAUACAGGCGGGAGGCGGAACCAAGUUGUCCAUAGUAUAUACAGUCUAUGGUUACCAAACAUUACACAAUCUCUACCUAAGACAGUGUUUGUGUGGCCCAACUUGUCUUUAUGAAAUCUCCAUUCGUCUAAAAUCUGCACUGUUGUUGAGCCAAGGCUACAUCUGAACCUUUCAAUCACUGCUGCACUAGCUCCUGGAAGUUUAAACGCUCUGCCAACUUGAAAUAUGACUUUUAUACUUUAAUGCAGAUGCCAAAAGCUUUACUUCAGGAGUCAGAGGACAGCUGAGAGGAAAAAAACAAGGCUGCCAGAAAACAUCUGCCAAAAAUUAGCAGCCCCUGAACAACAGCGGUGCGGCGUGCCAAACUGGCUCCUGCACCAUGCAGGGACUUAGAGACAGUCAAAAAGGGAAAAUGAUAGAGAGAUCAAAGAGAACGUAAAAUAGAAAGUGGAAAGGGCAGAAAUGCAGAGGUAACUGCAUGAGAGAAAGAAGCAGAAAGCAAGGAAAGAUUUAGCAGCUUCUGAUUGGUGCUGAUGAGCUGUGUAGUGUACAGGUGUCCCAGAGAGACGAAGAGAUGAAGAAAGAGGAGGAGGAGGAGGAGAAACAAAGAGGGAACAAGGGAAAUUAAAGAGAAGGAAUUAGACAUGAGGGCAAGGAGUUUGCAGGAGAGGAUGUGUGAAUGAAUUUGUAAGGGAAUGAGAUCUGUGUUGGGAAAUGCGAAUUAAGGCCAGUGGUGGGUGAAGAGGAAAUGGUAACAAAGGAGUGCAGAAAUGAAGAUUGCUGUGUGGGAGAGAGGGAGAAGAGGAGAGUGGAAAAGAAGGUUAUGGAGAGAAAAUAACCAUUUAGUGGCUGCUAGUAUACUGAUGGAACUGUAGUGUUUGUGAAUUUGUGUCAGGGGGAAAUUUUUUAAGGGUGUGCAGGUGCUCACUUUCUCUUCACACGCGUGAAUGAAGAUUUUGCCUGCGUGGUUUGGCAAGAGCUAAAAUUGGAUCACGAAUUUUCUUUUGUCUGUUUGGACAACUUCUCUCUGUCAGCUCCCGCUAGAGCGUGCCAUCUCUCUCUUUCUACCUCACACUGAUGCUGUUUUCUAACAGUGUACCUUGAAAAGCCAUACUUGACUUUUAAAUGAAUGUAAAACUUCAAAAGACAGACACAGCACUGCUUCAUAUUCAGAACAUGUGCCUUCACUAUAUUUCAUGCUUCAAGGACAUGAGCACUCUGUGACUGAAGUCUCCCCGAGAAAGUCUGCAUGUCUCUUUAGGGACAGCAGGUGUGACCAUAUUUACACUGAAACAGGAUUUGCUUGUUGUCAUGUCUCCUAUUUGUUGAUUUUCAUCCUACUAAUCUGCUAUAACAUAUGUAAUGCAUGGUAGUAUCUGCUCAGUGAAGGACAGAAGACAUCCAGCAAUUGUAUCCUUGUGAAAAACAUCCUCUUACAUAAAACAGAAUUAAUGCCACAGAGAAAAAGCAUUUCUUUUUGUUUCUAAGUAAUAUAAACAAAGAUUUUCCAGAGGGGUUUCUCUCAAAGUUAACGUCUCUUUAGUAUAAAAUGUCUCAUUAUUUUUGAGUCGAUGUUAAGGAUUUUUUUUUUUCUUUUCAGUUCCUGCUUUUGGGUUUUAGAAAUUAGAUAAAAACUUUGCCAAAGAGAAACAGAAAAUAUGGAGCUUGGGACAAACAGUCCAUACAGCAUAAAAAGAGAUGUGCGCAUAAACAAAGGUCACAAACAUGUUUGGUGUUUUGAUGACAUUUUUUUGUGAUUCAGAUUAAAACUAAGAUGAAUAAUUAACCUCGACUUCCUAUUUUCUUCUCUCUUUUAGUUAAGGUUUUAACUUGAGGCACCAUAGUUACAGUUCAUAGCAAGGGUUGACCCAGAUUCUGCUUGCCACAUCCAACAGUUAUUCUUUGUAUUUGUUUAAUUGUCUGUUUUAAAGCCCCAGUGAGGAGUUUUUAACUAGUUGUAAAAAAGAUGAAAAUUGAUACUGAUGCUUCUUUGUGACCAUGAAAACAAACACAAUCACCAGCAACACGACUAACAAUUUCUACAUUCUUCUUUAAUGUCUGACGCUGAUGUGAGGGAGUACGAGUCAGGCCAGUUGAUUGACAGCAUGCUACAGAAAAAGUCAAAUACUCACUAUAAAUGGCAUGUUUAACUGUUUAAAGAAAGCAGUGUGAGAUUUUUAUUCCAACAAGUACUUUAGUUACCAAAGGCAAGAUCAGCAAAAAGAGAAGAUGUACAUCCCUACUAGCCUGGCUGCAAAGUCGGCAGAAAUCGUUUAUAUCCGACGUCUUCUGCGGAUCUAAAUGAUUUCUGCCGACUUUGCAAAGUCAACUGCAGAAUUAACGGCGUUCUGAAUGAACAGGGCUUUGAAAAGUCCCGCAGCAUGUGUUAGACGUCACCAUCUACACAUGGACCAAUCAGGGGCUGCCUUUCCCUGUUGUCCGGGUAACAGUGUAAACACGGUCUCUGAUUGGCCCGGAUAUUUUCUGACCGGGAAUACACGCUCUCUAUGGGCCGAAGUCCAGACUGUUGUGUGAAGGACUGGCAAGUGAUUCACACAACAGGAUGGCCCAGCCAGGCUACAUCCCUAACCCUAGGGGGCGCCAAGAUAGACACAAAGUGAAAGUUCCUUACAUGAGCUUUGACAAAGGGGAUUGGUAAACAUCAUCUCUUGUCAGUAUUGUACUUUGUAGAUAGUCCCUGCGUGCUAAAGUCAGGACUGACUGUGCAGAAAGGCUUGUAUUUGUGAUCCGAAAAUAAGGACCUCAUUAGUUGCUGCAAAUUACACCAUGCUUUCUUCAAGCAUGGUGUAAACUUAUCAACAAAACUUCAGCUGAGAAUCUCUUAAAAUGAGAUUUUUGUAUGUGGUUAUCUGACUAUAAAUGAUGCAAAUCCAUGUGGCAAGAUGAGAGUUUUUUGAGCACUGCAGACAUCAUCGUCCAGAGUACUGAAGAAGAGUACUAUGUUCUUCCCCAUCUUCACAACUUUCCACUCCUCUUGUGUCUCCCUGUUCACUCCUCUUAACAUUCAUCACAUUACAUUUUCUUUUUGAUUCUCCAUUUAUUUAUUCAGAAUGCUUUGUCAGAGUCAGACAAGAGACGCUUGUUGUCGUGUCUGCUGUCACUUUUGUUUUUCCUUUUGAGUAGAACUGCAUGUCCUCUGGAAGUCUCACUGUUGUUUGUGACAAACAGUGUCAGUUAACUUUCCCUGGAAAUACACAGAGCGCCUGGAAUUUGCUGCCUCAAUUUUUUUUCCUGAAACUCCUUUAAGUUUUUAUUUCAUGUGAGGACAUCGGCACUAACUCUUCUCUUCUCAGUACAGUUCACCCCGUCUGAUUAAACCUAUUUGUCAAACCUGUUACUCUGACACAUGACUUUUACCCCAGCACACCUUAGAUGAAACAAAGACACACAAAUGUCACUGCUUAACUGCACAUAAAAGUCAAUGAGUGCUUGCAUGAAUGUGUAGAUGGACACAGAGAGAAUAAAGUUUGUUGUUCUGUUUUUUUUUUUUCAUCUAAAGCUGCUGACCCUAAUCUUAUUUUGUCUUUUUUUUUUGUAGAUGUUACAGCCGCAGUUCAAACCCCACAGUAUCCAGCAGGUGCUCCUGAGGUUGUUUCAGGUAUUUAAUAUUAUUAAUUCAACCUUCCAUUAGGCUGAUUCAUUACUCCUGACUCUUGGGUGAAGGCUGAGGGUGACAAAUUACCUUCAUCAGGCAUUUAGUGUAUCAGUGUAUGCAAAGAGCCUAGCAUACAUAUAUGUAGGUCUGCAUGUUUUAAAGCCUCAUUCUGGCUCCCUGUGGGUUGAAGAGUCUCAUGUAUUUUUCAUGAACGGUCUCAUGAAGAAUUCACCCCUCCACUGGGAACAAAAUGUAUUUUUUACAAUCUGGUCUGAGCUGCAGGUUGAGUUAUUUAAUGUUUAUUGCCUUGUCCAGGGUCCUCUUUAAUUUCCUGUGUAGCUUGAAUCUCUGCAGCUUGUUUUUAUAACACCUCUCUAUCGCAGGUGAUACCCGGGAGGUCACCAUAUGGCUCCUGGGAUCCGAGUCGCUGUCUGCGCUGCGCAGUGGUGGGAAACUCUGGAAACCUCAGAGGGGCCAAAUACGGGGCCACCAUCGACGGACAUAACUACGUCAUGAGGUGAGAGAGAUGGGUGAGGAGGACAGAGAGAAGAUGCACUAAACAGACAUAUAAAGAGGCAGAGGUCGAGACAAAACCGAGAGAUGUAGAAAGAAGGAGGGGGGAGGCAGCUGGAAAGAUCAGAGUUCAUGUGAGGAGAGCUGCAUCACAUCACACAGCACAGCGUGUGUGGAGAUGGAUGUUGUGUGAGAGUCAAAGUAUGAGUAGGGAAGCUAUAGCAGAUGUGUUUUUCUAACCCUGCAUUGAACCUCACUGCCUAAUGCUGUUACAGAUUCAGCUCUCCUAUUGGUGGACAGAGAGGUCACCUGACUGGUGUGAGGUCACCACACGCGGCUCUACGACCUUAGAAGCAGAAACGUUUAGAUUGUUUCCCUCACAUGCAGAGAGGCACAUAAAUCCCUUUGUCUGCAUCUCUUCCCCCGCUCGCUGUCAUGCAGCAGCCUUGAAUCACAGAGCCUGAUUGUUGUGUGUUGGCAUGAACACACAGCUAUAUGUUGUUCUGUGCAGGGAGAGUGUGUUGCUGCACAAAAGCCUCAGCAGGAAUGACAAGUAUUUUGUGCUCUGGCAUGCUAACAGUGUUAGCAUCCAUUAGUGUUGCUCCCUCAGCAGACCUGUGUGGGCAGCCUCCAACUUCCAGCUCCUGUUACGCUCCUCAUCGCUGUGGUUAGCUCCUCAUUAGUUUUUCAAAUCAGCUUUGUCGCUACAAAACCCACACAUCACAAACACCCACCUCCUGUCUGUCUGCCUUUUCUCUCCCUCGUUUAGAACAAACAUCUGUUUUGUUCUCAGACAUAUGGACAGGCGCACACAGUGGCCUUUUUUUCAGGUGCACUUUUCUGUUUAUAUAAACAGCUCACUCCCCCAGACAGUGAGUCACAUCUACUGUAAAUACAGGGAAAGUCUGAAGCGUACAGACAGCUGAGACGUUCGUUUAUCGUCUGACUGAAGGUUAGGCCAGACAAAAUCUAUUCAUCAUAUGAAAGAACAAGAAAAGUGACAUGAAAGACACAGUUUUUGCCUUCUUCCAGCUUUGAGGCGAAUUCACAGACGGAAACAGAGGUGGACACAGCCAGCAUGACGUCACCUCUUUCUUUGGGCACUACUGUUUUGAAGCUUAAAAGAAUCAGUUCAUCAAAUAAGAAAUGUUGCCUCCAGAUAAUUGUCAAAAAACAAAAAUAGGUUGUUUGUUUCAUUAUUUACAAAGCCCCAACAUCAAAAAGAGCCUUUCUCUUCGCAUCGUAUUCCCCAAUCAGCAAAGCACUUUGCAGCUUUUAGCAAGCAACAACAGUCUUUUAACAAGCAGAAACCUUGAGCAGAGCCAGGCCCAGAGUGGACAGCCAUCUACUGUGACCACGCUCAAAGAGGGAUAACUUAGAAAAUUAAUAUCAUGCUGUGCUAAGAAGACUUGUGCAACUAAAACUGACGCUAUUAUCUCAGAGUGGAAAUGAUCACCUAAAAACUAAAGUAACAGGUUUAAAUUUUCGCCGCUUGCUGCGUUAAAACUAGUUGUCCUUCAGCUGUCAGUGGUACUGUCCUCUGCUGGCCAAGAGAAAAAGGUGCUUACAGUUCCAAUAUACCAUCUAUUGAUGAACCUUGGGCUGCACGAUCACUCAGGUAUCAGUUGCCUUCCAUGAGUUGAAGAUAAGCGGCAAUAUUAAAGUGUAAACAAGUGCAUAAGACUUGAUUUAAUAACAAUGUUUUCUAAAAUCUUGGUUGAGUGUCAGCAAAGAGAUUUGUUGUCAUGUUUUUUUUGUUUGUUUUUUUUACCUUUAUUUCUAUUUUCAAAUCCAACAGAUCUGGGACAGACUGGUGUAAUGAAAUAUGGUCUUUGGCUGCUUUUCUAGUUGUAUAAAGUUACACACAACUAGUGGGUGUUACUUUUUACACAGCCUUGCAGUCAUAACGUCAUACCUUUAUAGAAAACAUCUGAUUCUAGCUAGACCUCCUGAUUGUCAGCAGUCUGCCACUUAGGGAUUGGCGAUAAAUUAUCGUUCACGAUAUAUCGUCAGAAAAAUCCUCCAUGAUAAAUAAUUGACAUCUCAUGAUGAAUAUGAUAAAUGCAAGUUGACAAAGUGCUAGCAACAGACUCGCAGCCAAAGCCCACACAGAGCAGAAUAACAAACAAACAUGGCUGAAGGUAAUGGUUUAGAUGAGCGCAAUCAGGUUUACCUGACAUCGGACAGUGGAUCUGCUGCUGCUGUUCACUCUGUACAAGAGAGUGUUUUCAACAAAUGUUGAAAAGGUUUUUUAAAUUUCAGACUUGUUUGAUGUCAUUAGUUUUCUCCAUAACCUACCACUCAAACUUGUGGUUAAGUAUCUUAUUUGACUUCUCCAAGACAAAAUGAGUCAAAAAUAUAGAUUGGAAUUAUAAUAUUUUUUUAUCUGGACUUUUAUCAUUAUCACCAGAAUGGCGAAUCUCAUCGUGAUAAAUUAUCUAGUCCAUAUCGCCCGUCCCUACUGCCACUGUGACAUUAGCUGGUGUUACUGACAGCUUGUGUUAUCAAGCCUUUAUGGAAACUCCAGAUUUAAAUCACAGUCAAAAUGCAAAUCCAGCUCCUACUGGUCUUCUGUGUGUGAAGUGUUGAGAACAAGCAGUUACAUUGUUGUGGUUGUUGUUGUGUGGAAAACAUAAAAACUUCCCACUGUGAUCUGAUGCUUUUGUCUCUCUGUUCAUCAAGUGGGUGAGUCCAUGACAGAGCUUGUCCUUUGACAUGGUCAUAAAAGAACAGCAGGGUCUGACAAAAGGUUGAAGCCAAGGCCCACAAUGUUCUCAAAACAAUCAGAGAAGCUGGAAGACACUUCCAGGAUUAUAUUCAAAUGAAUCUCUGCUGUGGUUUUUUAUGGACAUCCAACUCUGAAACAUUAUAUUUGUAUGUUAAAGUACAGAUCAGCAUCAUGGGUCUCCUUGACGUAAAAAUCAGGUUCUUCACUGAACUAACAACUGUGUAAAAAUUUAUUUAAAGGCUACAAGUGUUUGUGAUAUGUAACAUGUAGCUACACUGUGCUACAAAAAGGUGUUUACAUGAGAUUGGCUCUUCUAGAAGUCUCACUUUAAUGGUGCUCUCACAGUACCUCUGACUCAUAGCCAAGCAAGCAUUGGAGCCUGAUGACUGGGCUUUUAGGAUUUGCUCAAAUUUCAGGUAAAAGCUUCAUUCUAAGUCCAAGUUCCAGGCAGAAAGUCUAGUAACCACAGAAAUGAGGUUUAGUUUGGUGGAAACAGAGCUCCUUUGAUUUUGGAUGAAGAGUUUUGUUGCAUUUCUUGUAAAAGACUCCAAAAAAACAUAUUCUCAGCCAAAGUUUUCUACAAAAUUGAGCAGAGUUGUUGCACAAAACAUAACUGAAAAUGUGUCUCUGUUUAUUUAUAUGUGAAAGUAGAACAAUAGAAGUCCCUCAAGUUAAUAAAUCAUCAUGAUUAAUAUGUAAUCCUCUUCUGAAUUGACAACAAAAUGUGAUUGUUAUUUGGGCUCUAGUGGUCUAAUGGUGCAGACCAAGAGGUAUCACAAGUAAACUACGCCAAAAAAAUGGGGGGGAGGGGGGGGGGAUCUUGAGUACCUACAGCAUCACUAACAAAAGGUUGCUUUUAGUGGUUUGUUAACAGGUAGCACUUUAUCAAUGUUGAACUCACUCACACCCACAGUAUAAAACAGCUCUUUCAGAUGAAGUAAAGAUGCUCCUUCUCUGUCUGUCUGUUGUGAGUAGAUGUCUGAUGGCUGUCAUUGUGGCUCACGUUAAUUACCUUUAUAGAUUUAUUUAUUUAUGACACUGUGAACCAACAUCACUGAUUCAGACUUAUGGUUGAUCAUACCAUUAUCUCAUUGUUGUUGUGGCUGAGGGUUAAUCUGACCUUAGAAGAACAGUUGAUCAUUCGGGAACGAAGAUACUGCGAGUCUGCCCCCCUCCAAGGUUGAAACAGAAUUGUUUGAAGCAAUUAGAUGCUUUUAGCCUGCUGCAAAAUGAACAGUAGAUUUCUUCAUUUCCUAAAACGACAUUAUCGAUCAGUCUGACAUGCCGGCAUGAAAUGAAUUCCUUGAAACAUUUUUUGCACAUUUUUUAACAAACAAAAUUGAAGCUGGAUAAUUCAUGACAUAGCCCGCUCACAAAGCCUGCAUCUCUCAAUCGCUCACGCCGUUCCACUUUUGCUUCCAGGAUAAAUCUGGCCCCCACGGUGGGCUAUGAAGAAGACGUCGGCAGCCACACAACUCAUCACUUCAUGUACCCAGAGAGUGCCAAGAACUUGGCAGCGAAUGUCAGCUUUGUCCUGGUUCCCUUCAAAACGCUGGACCUCGUCUGGAUCACCAGCGCUCUGUCCACAGGCCAGAUUCGAUUGUGAGAAGACACACACACACACACACACACACACACACACACACACACACAGAUGAACACACAUAUGAGGGCACAUAAAGGACAAAAAUAAAACAGACUGUAAAAGGACAUGAAUUUUAAGAUCUAGAACUUCACCUUAGGGGUCACAGCGCAUAUACCCACAGUCACUCUCUCUCACACACUCACACACAGCCAGAGUUAUGAGAAGUUGGAGUCACUGGACUGGAACGAUCUGUCAGCUGUCAAUCAUCCAGAGUCCACAGCUGCAGAAAUCUCAUGAAGGGUUGAUUGAAUGUAUUUAAUCAAUUUCUCUCUUUCUCUCUCUCUCCGUCAGUACGUACGCUCCAGUGAAGCAGUUCCUCCGUGUAGAUAAAGACAAGGUGUGUAUUUUCAGCUUACUCUGCAAUGACUCUUUGGCAUCUCACACACUUCAAUGUUUAGGGCAACACACGUGUAGCCUUAAACACAUGAAACACACACACACAGUGACCUCGCUUUCUGCCAUUGCAUCCCCUCCUCAUUGUUGAUGAGGGAUUACAGUUAGAUUAUAAACCUCUCCUUUGUUUUAAAUAAUCUUCUGUUUACUGUUUAAUCCUUGAAAAUGAAAAUGAAAAUAAUAAUAAUAAAAAAAACUCACACUAAUCCCUUCCUGUGAAAAUCUUCGCCUGGUCAGAGACACUGUGGCUUUUGGUGUGUGUGUGUGUGUGCGUGUGUGUGUGUGUGUGUGUGUGUGUGUGUGUCUCUGGAGGCGACCCAGAAAUAUAGAUUUGUAAGAUCUCCUCCUUGGCGGUGGCGCUCUGAGCAGCCUAAAGCCCUGUUUGUUGGGUCUGAACAUCACCUGGAGGGAGAUGAUUAAAAUGUCAUUAUGAUUCAUUUGGUUAGAAGUGCUUUUAAUCUUUCACAGCCAUCACAACCCGGAGGAGUAUUCAAAUUUAACUGUGCAAAAUCUUUCCUUGUUUUGUCGGACCUUUUGAAUAUGCAGCAGCUCUGAUUGCAGGAGGUUAUCCUGCCUGUAAUACCAUGUUGAUAAUCUGAGCGACAGCCUCCAUCUGCAGAAUAAACAUGCUCUCCUGCUUUCAUAGAGGGAGUGCCUUUUAUUCUUUUAACCAUCUCUUCUCUCUGUCUCCUUUUACCUCCAGGUCCAGAUCUUCAACCCAGCGUUUUUUAAAUACAUCCACGACCGCUGGACCAGACACCACGGUCGCUACCCCUCCACUGGCAUGCUGGUGUUGUUCUUCGCCCUGCAUGUUUGUGAUGAGGUCAGCUUCUCUCUCAUAGCACCAUACUCUGUAAAUUAUUGUAUCAUACUGACAUCUUAAUUGCAUCAUAUGCCCGCCGUAAACACGCGCCCGCUUUCUCGACUCUCCUUUAGGUGAAUGUGUUUGGUUUCGGGGCCGACAGCCGGGGGAACUGGCACCACUACUGGGAGCAGAACCGCUACUCUGGGGAGUUUAGGAAGACCGGCGUCCACGAUGCUGACUACGAAGCUCAGAUUAUCCAACGGCUGGCCAAGGCCGGCAAGAUCACUGUAUUCCCUGGGAAAUAACUACACACAAACAACAGUAUAAUAUCCCGAGCUCCGUCAUUGGUACAGCAGCAGACACUGUAGAGGCUGACAAUGUCUUUGUAUUCUCGCUUUUACUUACCUGCACCAGUUUGUUUGCAGAAGGCGAGAGAAAAAGGUCGCCAAAUGGUACCAAAAAAAGUCAUCUGUUCAUUUCCCCCCCUCAUCUUUGGGAGGUAGGCCACCAGUUGAGAUCACGGUGUAGAUUCACGAGAAACCAGGACCUUGGACCUCAUAGAUCCAAAUAUAAAUCUGCUUACGUAAAGUAGAAGUUGCCUGACAGCUGCCCUGAACGUCAAGGUUUACAGAUAAAUUUGACAAGGAAUACAUCCGAUCUGUUUCAGUGAUGAUGAUGAUUUUUUUAAAAGGAUAGAGUGAAGACUAGAAAUCACCAGAGACACAGAAAAGGAAAAUACAAGAAUGUGAUUGGUUGAGAGUCCCCUAAGAGAGAGAUCCCAGAAACAGAACAAUCAUAAACUUGUUGGACCUCUAAGCUUUGGAUGUUGGUACCGCACUGCAGAGGAGCUGGCACCACAGACUCUUAUUGUGUAUCAGAAAGCAGUGUGCUGGAGACCGUUUUUAGACUGGAGGACUGAAUUCUCAUCUCUUACAGGACCCCGGGCCACGACUCCCUUGAGAAAACGUGUUCCUCCUAAACCCUGUGCAAGGCAAAAAGCUCACUUUACCACUUUUCACUGUCAUAACUCCACUUUAUGUGAGUUCUGCCUCAGAAGACAGUGUUACAGGGACCUUGUCUGACUGUGAUGGGCUGUUAAACGAUUGCUCAUAAGGCAAGAGGUGAUUGCUGUGAGUUUAUAUGGUAUGACUUCCCACUAAACUGUUCCCCCCAGGUCUUCACCACAGCUAACAGGGCUUUGUCACCUUCCAGCAGACUCACAGACACACACACACACACAGUGAAGAUUUUUGCCUGUCGGCCAUUCUGACUCAGAAAGAUCACUGCGGCACGAGCCUCAGCUUCUGUAGAGAGGAAUGAUGAUAAACAGCGGAGACCACGGGCCCUGCUACAGUUUUUGUUCACAUCCAGACACACAGGGAGGAGUGUUCAUGGGGAGAGCCGGUCUCACUGCAUCAGACUCUAAUGAGGCCAAUAGUCCAUCUCCUGGGACUUUGUGUUUGGAUGGAGGCAUGCUGGUUUCUGGACCUGAGUUUAAUCCCCAUGAGGUCUGUCAGAGUCUAUUUAAGGAGAGGAAGACUGGCGACCGAGAGUUUGGGCGUGAGGAACCGGUCUGACAAAACACAGUGUGCUGAGGUUUAGUAAGAAAUUGAAAAGAUGUUUAUUCACAGUUGUUAGUGUUCUGCAAACACAAACUGAACUGGGUUAACCACUCUGGUUUGAAAGGACUGCAGCUCAUAGCGAACACGCUCUGCAUCUUUUCCCUUUCACAGACGGAAACCUUCUGGAUCCCUGUGGAGUCAGAGACUGUCAGGAGCAUUUGGCUCCAGAUUAAAGCUCAUAUGAUGAGGUGUGAGGAAAUCCCAUUGGAUGUGGGAAUUCUUGUACCUGUCAGCAGAUCAGCUUCAUUAACCAAUUGCCCCGGUCCCUGCUCAGCCAAUUAAAACUUCAGCUUAGUCUGGAGGGGACGGAGCCACCAGACGCCUUAGAUUCCACCUCUGCAUCACAUUAUCUGCACUUCCUGUUCUGAUUUAUUCUGAUAGCUUCAAUCUAAUGUUGGCAUAUCCCCCUGCAGACUGCAGUCUUCUUCUUGUUCAUGUACUCUUUGAGUUUACACUUUGUCUGGGUUUAUACUUUUGGCUCAGAUUCGAUUAUCUUUUCCACCCAGGUGCCGCAUCUAUUAUUUUUUCAUCACAAGUUUAUAUCGUCACUUACCCAUCUGCAGCCUCCAAACAAAUACUGGUAAUGAGAGUCGUGCCAGAGUGUGUCCAAAAUACAAAACCAUCAGCAAAGGACAAAACAAAGUCAUUACUCUGCAGAUGUGUUCAUCAUACACAGUUUUGUGAUAAAGAGUACUCAUGGUUCCUAUGCAGGUCUAGGACAUAUUGUAAUAAUUUACACCAAACUUUGGUUUGUGCAUUUAUUUGAAAUUUUCAAAGUAAUAAUCGCUUAACAGACACUUCAUAUUCCACUUGGAGUUCUGGCUUGUGGAACUAAAUUUCUGGAAUUAGAACGAAUCAGUGUUUGUGUUAGGUACAGUAAUGCAAGUUAAAAUACGAGGAAUACCAUACUCAAAGACCCCUAAAACUUCUUCCUAAAGCUAUAUAUUUAAAGCUAUAUAAGCAACAAAACAAACUUAAAGGUGUCCUGCAGAAUUUGUGAUCUCCAGUCGCACUCAAGAGCGUUUUACAAUGCACAAACAGGUGAUUUGUCUUGUUAUUAAAUAUGCAUAAAAAGACUUACAUUUAGGGAGCUGCAGUACUCGGUCCUGCAAAUGGUGUUACACCUUACCAUAGACUGUAUAUACAAUGGACGACUUGGCUCCGCCUUCCGUCAUUAUUUGAAUUUGAAGCCGAAUUGCUCCUGGUAUCUCUGGGAUUUUCUCCACUUCCUGGAACCAACACUUAAGCAGUAGCAUUGUAUGCAUUAGGCAGGAGAAUCACAGAGUCACUGUGAUGACGCUCGGCUCAACAGCGUACAGCGUAUUCCCCAGGUGAGCUACGCAAUCUUCGUACGCCCAUAGGCUGUAUCAAGUGUCAAUCAUAGAAAACAUGAACCCCCUAAUAACUUUAAAAAAUGGAGCUGUACAAAAAAAAGAGGACUUGAGCACAAACCAGUCUUACAAUAACUACAUGUCAACAUCGCAACCAGGGGGGGGCGAAACAUGUAUACUCUGUGUAAUUAAUUUCUAAAGUUUGUCCACAGCUCCAUAGAGAUUGCUGGAGGAGGCGGGAUUUAUGACCUAUAGUGCAGCCCGUCACUAGAGGGUGCUGCUCUGGCUUCACCCAGCAAGGAGGCCGACGGCAUCCAUUCUAUAUACAGUCUCUGAAUCUUACCCUGAUCAACAGGUUUGUGUGUACAAAAUAUGGCCACCAUUAAAAACUGUUAAUAUAUGAACCCUUUUAACUUAAGUAAGCAAAACUUAUAUAUGUCAUAUAGUAUUCCAUUGCAAUCCUGAACUGUGUAAAAUGUUCCCAUAGAGAUAAAAAAAAACUGCUAAAGUUACAACCAGAACUUCCCCAAUAUCUAUCUGUUCUUGCAUCUGUGUAUAGUUUUAGUGAAUCAUUAAGUGCUAUAGGCUGAGCGAAAGAAAAACACAAAUCUGCAAUCUCGAAUGUGUUAAGUAGAAGCUGCGUAGGAACCAUGAGAGCCAGCCGCUGCAGCAGAUGGUACUUUAAUGUGAAAUAACACUUGUGGAUGGGUGAGGAAAGACACUCGGAGUCUGUUGUUCAAAGUUGAGGGACUUUACCACAUGGCAUUUCAAAGCUUGUUAUUAUGUGUUUAUUUUUAUAUGUACUUUGAUCAUUGCUCUCACUGAGGGAGGCUCUAGGAAACUCAAGAAAGAGUCAGGAGGGUGUUGCACCGCCCCCUGCAGGCAAAAUGAAGAACGUGCCUCUUGAACCCAUCUCAGUGUGUUGUAGUCUAUGAUUUGAUUGAACCACUCUUCACUCUCAUGUGUUGCCACUUUUCUUUUCGGCUUUUUUUUUUUGUCCAUCUGUGCACAUAACAGAUCUGAUAUAAUA
This is a messenger RNA of Xyrichtys novacula (pearly razorfish), 69234 nucleotides long. NCBI's taxonomy places the organism in Eukaryota, Metazoa, Chordata, Actinopteri, Labriformes, Labridae. The record is from the annotation of a GenBank genome assembly.